ACACAUGCCAUCAUAAUGUCAUCAAGAGCUACGAGGAAGGAACAGCGAUGCAGAUAUCGGCGUGACACCGGGUUGACAAGAUUCAAUCCGCGAGAUGUCGCAACCGCCGCCGGGACACGGACGCGCGCGCCCCCGGGCCCUCCGUCCCCCCUCCACUACCGCCCCCCCUCACCAUGGGCUCCGAGCCCUCCCCCACUUAUCUCUGGCCCUCGGCAUUCCACAGCCCUGGUGUCACCACCACCAGUUCAGCCGUCACCUAAACCGUUCAGGCCAUUGCAUUCUCCUUUCCGGCCACACUCUCCAUCUCCGAGCUCCCACUUCUCUAUCUCGCCCUAUCCCAUGUCUCCCACGUUGGGGCAGAGCCCGGAGUACUAUUACUCGUCUCCGUACGAGCCAGUACGGGAGUACGAUUACGCGGGGGUUCCGCUGGAGCCGCCUCCGCCCCCGCGGCCGAUGAUAUAUGAGGAGGAAGAAGAGAGAGGCCCGUCCACGGCAGAGAUCAUUGCCAGCCAGUCACAGGAAGGCUACGUUGAUGAGAAGCUAGCAGAGUAUCAACUCACAAUUCAGUUAUUACAAGAUGAACAGGAAAGAGUACAAAAGAAGACAUUCGUUAAUUGGAUCAAUUCACAUUUGUCGAAGCGCAUACCGCCACUGCGCAUCGACGAUUUGAUACAUGAUCUGCGCGAUGGCACCAAACUAUUGGCGCUGCUCGAAGUGCUGUCGGGGGAGAAACUGCCAAUGGAACGUGGUCGCGUUCUCCGCCGCCCGCACUUUUUGUCCAAUGCCAACACUGCGUUGAGGUUCCUCGCGGGGAAACGAAUCAAGCUUGUGAACAUCAACGCAGCGGACCUCGUGGACGGCCGACCAGCCGUCGUCCUUGGUCUAAUAUGGACCAUCAUCCUCUACUUCCAGAUCGAGGAGAACAGCCGAGCGCUGGAGUACUUGGGCGGGUCGCGGUGUGCGUCCGUCAUGUCGCAGGAGUCUGGGGCCGCCACCCCGACUCAUCGCGCGGAAGACCGCUGGAAGCAGGGCGCGAAGAAAACGCUGCUGCAGUGGGUCGCCAACGCCUUGCCCAAGGAUUCCAACAUUCACGUAUCAGACUUUGGUCCAUCUUGGCGUGACGGUGUGGCUUUCCUUGCCAUUAUCGACGCAAUCAAAGCCAACCUGAUCAAUCUCGCCGAGAUGAAGAGGAAAACGAACAGACAGCGCUUGGAACAUGCCUUCGACGUAGCUGAGAAUGAGCUGGGCAUCGCCAGGCUUCUGGAUGCAGAAGAUGUGGACGUUGAAAAGCCAGAUGAGAGAUCCAUUAUGACUUACGUGGCACAGUUUUUGCACAAAUAUCCUGAACCCAAGACAACAGGACCGGACGCUGUAGCGGCAGUACAGGAGGAAUACGAAUCUCUUAGAAUGUGGUUGACGGAACGCGUCACCAUCAUUCAAAGGCAAUACGACACGCGAACUCUCUCGCGAAACUACGAGGACUACGUCCGCGCCGAAAACGACAGGCUCGCACGAGAACCUAUCUACCAGAAACUCGAAAAACUCAUGUACACACAAAGCUUAGUAGCCAUCGCGCCCAAGUCGUGGCGCGAGCUAGUUUCCCUCUGGACAGAACUCGAAAGACUGCACAGAAGAUGGCUCUGGCUAUUGGACUCUGAUUUACCCGGGGAUUUCAGAAUGGUCGGUGAAUGGCUGGCCAGAGCUGAAUACCUUUUAUACUUUGAUGAAAUACCUACAAGCCUUGACGAAAGAACGGCAGCUAUUAUUAGUGAAAAACUAGAAGAACAUAGCUCGUUCUUCGCCAGUCUUCCAGAAGUUAUUGACAGGUUUGAAGCGGCAUUGAGAUUCCCUGACGCUUCAAGAAUCCCCGGGGAAAGACUUCAAGAAAUGAAAGAGCGCUUAGAGACUGUAAGUCGAAGAGCCCCACAGAGAAAAGCUAGAUUAAAAUAUUUAGAACACAAAUGCUGCAUAGUAGCUUUCACAGAACUGACCAAGGCUAAACUAGCCACGUGGACCGGUAAAUACGGCCGCAUUGAUCACGUUCGUGCCUUAUUAGAUGAUUAUGAUAAUUUUGUGACAAAGAAUAAGAUUUUCCAAGAGUUUGAUAGAGCGUAUGUUGAUAUAAAAGAAGUAGCGGAAGAGUACAAGAGAGUGUGUCAAGUAGAUAGGACUGAAGCUAAAGAGAUUGAUGCGUUUUUGAGAGAAGUAUCAGAAACGUGGCGAAGAGUGGCUUCGGACGUGAGGUGCGCCCGAAGCGUACUCGAAGAAGUCAUAGCUCAUUGGGAAAGGUGGAACACUUUGGCCGAAGACUUUACAACUUGGUUGGACAGGGCGCAGCACAUGCUGCGUGUCUCUGAAGACGAGAGAUUAGAAUUCUUCCACGAUCUUACCGUGUGGAAGGAGAAACAUCAACUACUCGGUGAUGCUGCCGGAUUCUUGGCGGCGACGUCAUCUGAUGACAUCGCGUCAGAAGUCAAGAGGAAAUAUAUCGAAAUCACCGAACGCUGGGAACGAGUAUGGGAAGAAGCCGAAAGAUACGUCCGCGGCGGAGACGCCCUGCGCCACCGCCGCGAGCUGGCGACGGGCGCGGCCGCGCUCGACGCGUGGCUGGGCGCAGCCGACGGUCUGCUGGCGCGGCAGCCGCGCGCCGCCACACACGACAUACAGGCCUAUAUCGACCAGCUGCUGCAGCUCAAUAGCGAGAUCGAGCAGCACGAGGAACUCUUUAAGACCAUUAGCAGAACCUUCCAAAACGCAAUUGCCGAGCUACCCCGUGACGAGGUAGAAGCCAAUAUGACGAAGCUUAAGCAGCAGAAGGAAGCCUUAGUGCGAGUGCGCGCCACCGUACCAGUCAAAUUGCACCAGUACAGACAGCUACUUGUCCAGCAUGAGUCGCUGGAGACCGGCCAGAGGGAGAUCGGCCAGUGGCUAGAUAAGGCAGAGGAGGCACUGAACACGACACAUCAGACUAGACGUGAAAUCAUAGAAGAGCAGUACGAAAUCCACCGCUCCUUCUUCUCGCGGACGACGUACUACCGUUCCAUGCUCGAGAGCAAGAACAAGGUCUUCCAGAACAUCGUGAAGUCUGCCGACGCGGACCGCAGCGCUGACGUCACUGAGCAAGUGCGACUAAUGAGGGACCUCAACGACAGAUUCGCGCACGUUUCAUCGGAAGCAACACGUCGCGAGGCCGAACUGCAGCGACUCGCUCGCGCCUGGGAAGAAUUUGAGACCAAGAAGCGUUCCGUGGAGGAAUGGGCGUCCCGCGCCGAAGCCCUGUUGGCCGACAACCGGGUGGACUCCAAGCAGGCCGUGGACUUCCACAAGAGGUUCUUCCAGGGAGCCGACGAGAGAGCCGUGUCGGAGCUCGUCCGCUCUGGCCGGGAGCUUAUUGAGCUGGUCAGCGAAGAAGAGCGGCCGCAAGUAGUCGCCACCGUGGAGACACUGCAACGGCGCUGGCGUGAACUGCUAGCGCGCGCGCCUCCGCACCUCAUGCGCCUCGAGUUUCGUCUUGAUGAGGCAGUGUUUGCUCACUGCAUCAAGGAUAUCGAGAAGGAGAUCGUCUAUGAAGAACAGGCAUACAACCAAAGCGACGAUGCAGACGGCAUUCUCAUCAGAAACGAGGAAUACUUCCGCAACCAAGGCAAGGUGAUGCAGGUGGAGCAUUGCCUCCAGAACCUGAACAAGAUCGCCACUAGUUACACCCAACAGACCAAUGAUACGUCACUUGAGGAGGCCUUGAGGAGGUGUGAGCAGCAAUGGGAGAGCACCGUGCACAGGGUGGAACACUUCAGACAGCAGCUGCAGAGGAUCCCGGCCAAGUGGGACGCCUACAGGGAGAAGUUCCGCGAGAUGGAACAGUGGAUGGACCACGUCGACAAGACUAUGGAUAGCAUUGUCAGAGAAGUUGACUCUGCUGAAGCGUUUGAACGAGAGAAGACUAUUUUCCAGAACAUUUGCCGUGAAGCGGACAGGAAGCGUGAAGACAUGAAGUGGCUCGUUCAAACACUAGAUAUGCUGACUAACCAUUGCUCUGAGCUCGAAGCUCAGGAAGAACAAGUCAAACUUGAAAACCUCAUUGCACGUUAUAAAAACCUCAUCCCAACAAUCGAGAUCACAAUGAUCAAGACAGAGACCUACACGAGAUGUUAUACUUACCGCCGCGAAGUCCAUGAAGUGAUAUGUAUUCUUGAAAACGCGAAAGAACAAGCCAUGAUAGAACCGGAACCACAAUCUUUGCAACAUGUUGAACAGUUGGUCAUGGAACAGCAAUCGGCUGUACAGAAGCUCGACCGCCAGCGACCUUCCGUCAUGUCGAUGCUGCAGCGCGGCAAGGAAUUGAUCAAGGACGCUAAUGCCCCUGCUUUUGUGAGAGAGGAUGUAAGAAAUCUAGAGACCGGAUGGAACGCUGCUUUCGAGACAUCAAACGACCGCCUCCAUAAGCUGCGCGAUACACAGAAGGUGUGGUCCAACUAUGAGUACCAAAAAGAAGAGUUACUGUCUGACCUCGACAGGAUAGAAAAUUAUGUCGCUCAUCCAGGUCUAGAAUUAGGCGUUACAAACAUUGCUCGUGAGCUUCAAGAAACAAAGACAUUUAAUGAUGAAAUAGAAAGGGCCAAAUCUGAGAAGCUGCCACUGUUGCAGCAAGCUUACGCUCAAUUGCAGUCACUGACCGCUAACAAACCCAAGCCCGUCAUUGAGAAAGAUCUCCAAGCAAUUGGUAUGAAACUGGACAGAGUGCAAGAUGAAGUUCAAACUAAAGUCGUGCAUUUAGAACAGUUCAACGAAGAAUGGGUAAAGAUUGAACAUAAAUUAGACCAUGUCCGUGAAUGGAUAAAGAAAGAAAGUCCCGUACUUAUUUCUCAUGUUCGAUCUGAAAACAUUACUCCUGAAGAACGUGUUCUAAAAUCACAAGCAUUGCAAAAAGUGAUUGCUGAAAAACUUGACAUCAUUAAACAGGUUGCUGAUCAUGGAACUAAAUUAGCAGUAGAACACAAAGUGCAGGACGCUAAUAGGCUUAAAGGCGAAGUUGCUUUAUUAGAAAAAAUGAUGGCUGAUCUUCAGCGUUCAACAGAACAUCAAACUAAAGUUGUAGAACAUGAUUUAGCAAGCUGGCAAAAGUAUCAAAAAGGAGUUGUUGAGAUUAAACCUUGGAUUGAAGAAGCCGAAGCAAAACUAGGCAGUGUGCCCAAACCUUCUACGUUAGCUGAGGCUCAGCAAAUGCAACAACAUUCUAAAGCAUUGCUAACUGAUUGUGACAAACAGUUGAUGAAUCUUCAGAUUCUUUCAAGCGUGAGUCAUCAAUUAUCUGGCAAAACUAGUGCUCCCGAUGAAGUCGACGCUAUUCACUCAAGAUGGGCAGUAAUUCACGACCAAGCCGAUCAAUGGAAUAAUAAAUUAGACAAAUUGGUUACUAAUUGGGAAAACUUUGAACGCGAGGCUCAGAAACUAGAAGCAUGGAUAGAAAAUGGCGAAAAGCUCAUAAGUAGUCGAAGUGUUAGUGUAGAUUCUCCACAAGUUGAAAAAUUAGACCGAGAGUUGAACAAACUAAAGUCAUUCGGAAAUGAAAUUUCUCAACAGCAAGCCAAAAUAAUUAGCUUGUCUCAGACUUGUGAUAAUAUAUGUCAUAGCAUACAACCCGAAGGAGCCAAUUUGUUAAAAAGUAAUGUAGCUAGUAUUAAGCAACGUACAAACGAUUUGGCCGAAACUGUUCGAGGUCGAGUUAAUGAGCUAUCGGAUAAAAUAAUUGUCCGUCAGGAAUUCAUGACCAAGUUGCAUACAUUUGAUAACUGGAUUACUGAUUUUAGGAGAAAGACUGAAAGUUAUGAUCAAAUACCUGCAGACAAAGUAGAACCUGCGCUGCAAUCUAUGCACGUCCUACUCCAAGAGCAUGCAGCAAAAGCUCCAGAAUUUACUGACAUUUACAACGAAAUCAAGAAUAUGACGCUGUCAUCACACCCUGAUGAAUCGCGCGCUUUGAGUGAAACCUACUCUAACAUCGCAGAGCAUUACCAAAUUAUUGAAAACAAUAUUCAACAAAACAAGGGAGUAUUACAGAAAUGGUCAGACCUCUUGAACUGGUACGAAGACAACAAGCAACAGCUAGGACAUAUUCAGUACCAAAUAGACGGUCCAAAACUCACUCCUGAGAGCUACGAAAUAUUGCGCCAAGAACUCGUCAACGUGAUAACUAAGAUACCAGAAUGGAAGAGCAAUGUUGCUCUAUUAGAUGGACCUUCUCGUGUCAAGGUUACCGACCAAAAUUCAGGUAGAAUGAUAUCACCAACGAGUCUUGUCAAGGAAAUUGAAAUGAAAGCGGAUGCUCUGCUUAACCAAGUAACGACGAAGAGAGACUUGGUUCAAAAAGUAGGGGCUAGGUGGGACAAAUUCAAUGUGCAACACAAUGCGUUAUCAGAAGUAUUACACAACGUCCAAACUGUUUUGAAUGAGAUGGCUCAAAAACUUGUACCUUUAACUGAAGCAUCGAUUCAAGAUAUGACUGAAGAGCUUGACAAGUUAGAUGCAGAACUCAGAGAUAAACAGUCGGUACGAAAAGAACUAAGAGAAGAAGGCCUACAUUUGAUGAGGGAAGAUCAACCAAAUAUGGGCACUAUUCAAAAUGCUCUGGCUGCUGCUGACAAUAACUGGGACCAAAUUGUUAAUUCAGUGAGGGAUACAAAGAACAAAUAUAUACUUCUUUCGUCUACCUUACAGGAGUUGAAAAACUUUACAGUUGCUUUUGACCGUGAGAUGACUAGAGCAGAGCAACUUCACAACGAAUGCAAAGAUGCUCCUCACGAUUACGUACAAACAGCCCAUGCUUUGGACAAAGCUAAAAAAGCUUAUGAAAUUCUUAAGCGCUCCAAAGGAUUGUUGGAUCAAAUGGAUCUUAUUAAGCAGUCAAUCCUUAAACAAGCUUCUACUUUAGGUGGUUUUGAUACUAGUCCUUUAGAAGAAGCUUUCUUAAAUUCUCAAACUCAAUGGGAGAAAGCGAAUGAUGCUAUCAUUAAGCGCAUCCAAGACUUAGAGUCUCAACUGAUUGUAUGGAGGCAAAUUGACGAUACAAAGAACCAAGUUGUUUCUUGGUUAAGUGAAACAGGUCAGAAUUUAGCCAAUGCUAGUGAUAACUUAGAAAUAAGAUUCGGACAUAGUCAUUUGACCAAGUACAAGGAGGAACUUCCAAUAUACGUGGGCUUGAAAAACAGCAUUAAAGCCAAAUGUGAACAGAUAACGAAUCUCAAUAAAAACAUUCCUGCCAGCCAAGUCUCAUCAAUAGUAGACUAUUUGGACAAUGAGUUUACAGCUUUACAAGAAUUAGCUGAUAACCUCGAAACUGCUGUGUCAUCCUUAGAAACUAAAGAAAACAAAUUGAAAGAUAACAUUAAGCGAUUGUCAGACAGCGUAAGUAAAAUAAGAGAUGACAUUAUUCAAUGCGAUGAUAUGACAGGAGAUAAUGCCAAGAUUAUGGAUCGCCUCAAAAAGUGUCAGUCAUGCAAAGCUAAAUUACAAGAGUUGAACGAUGAGAUUGAUAAUGUAGCACAAAAUGUCUCAGAAAUGAAUGCUAAUUAUCCUGGGUUCUACGAAUCUCUAGUUCCUAAAGAGUUAAGCGGAUUGCAAAAACGAUUUGAAAGCGUAGUAGUGCAUGCUAACAAAACUGAAACAACACUGCUAACGUUUUUGCAAAAGCUCUUUACUGACAAACUCGGUAUGUUCAAUAGAAAUCUAAAAAUCUUAGAUGAUAAAACUAGGUGGUGUAUGCCUGACGCUGCAAGUGACAAAUACAAUUUAGAAGUUAAAAAUGCAGCACUAGCUGAUGUUGAAAAUGGGCUAGUUGAAUGUGUCGCGAAGGUUAAAGAAUUAAAAGAAGCGUGUGACAUAUUACACGUUGUUGCCGAACCAGCAUGCGCCCAAGAAGCCGCUCAGCAAACAGAAAAAGCAAGAAAAAAUCUUGACGUACUGACAUCAAACUAUGAACAAAUUAAAAACAAACUAAAGGAGAAUAUUGGAGCUUGGCAAGAUUAUGAGACAUUAUUGGAAAACGUCUCAGAGUGGCUUAAAGAAAAAGAAAAUAGAGUAAGACAAGAAGCAGCUAAUCUUCUAACUUUAAAUGAAAUAGACAGCAAAAUAAAUGAUAUUACCGCAUUAAAUAAAGAAAUUAAAGAUUACGGGGAACAAGUCGACAAACUUAAGGUUAUAGGUGAAAAUAUCUUGGCUCAAAAUACCGACUCGCGAGUUUUGCAAUAUAUAAAUCAUCUUGUUACCAGAUAUCAAACUGUUUCUAAAUUUAUGGACAAUCAUCUUGCCAGGCUGAAAGACUUGAAAGAUAACAAGGGUAAAUAUAACAAGUCAAUUGCUGAAUUUAAAAAUUGGCUACAAGAUGCCAACGCAAAGAUUAAGGACCUAUCAGCAAUGAGCAAACAUGCCAAACCGACUCUGACCGAUUUAGAACAAGUUAAAAAAUUAAACGAUAACAAAGAAAUUGGACAAAAACUUUUGAAUAAUGCUAUUGAAUCCGGGGAGGCACUAUUUAGUGGUAUCACACCUGAGGACAGGGAAGCAGUGAGGAAUGAACUCAGAUCAUUAAGAGACUACUUUGAAGAUUCAGUUGAUUCUCUUAAUAACGUCAUCAAGGAUAUUGAGACUACGAUCAACAAACGUUCUUCAUUCGAUGAUACUUUCAACCAAGUUCAAAAAUGGAUUGCUGACAAAGAGAAGGAGCUAGGUGAGUUCAAAUUGGGAGCUACCUUACCUGAAAAGAAGGCUCAGCUACAUGCCAAUAAAAUUUUACAUCAAGAGGUAGAGUUACAUCAGUCAAUGCUGACACAACUGACAGAAAAGAUAAAACUUAUGCCUGAUGAUGAAGCCGAAAAAAGUUUAUCUAAGACCAUUGACAGGUACCAAAACAUGGCUAAAGAGCUUCAAAAUCGAAUUAACUUAUGUGAGGCGUAUGUCGCAGAACACGAGAAAUAUGUCCAAAUGUUCGAAGACACCCGUGACAAUCUCAAUCAUAUAGUAGCUGAAAACAGCAUGCUAAACUAUGGCGUGGUCUCACAAAAAGAUGACGUCGAUUCUAAAAUCGCUGCUAUAGAAAAGGUUACGUCCAAAGCACAACACAUUGAAAACGAUUUAGAUGGUUUAAAAUCUCAUUUAACAUCCCUUUUAAAAUCUACAAGUUCAAAUGGUCAUCCGGUUCUCAUAAGCGAAUAUGAACAGCUUAGUGCGACAUGGAAUCAGUUUUCUUCUCAAUGCAAAGUCCAAGAUGAAAAACUCAAAGAAACAUUAAAGCAAUGGAAUGAAAGUCAAAAAACCUUAGAUGAAUUAGAAGAAUGGCUUAAAGUUAAAGAAAAUCAACUUAGAGAUCAAAGUUUAAAGAGUACUCUUGAAGCUAAGAUUGCUCAUUUACAAAAGGUUAAAGAAAUGCAGGCUGAAUUAGCUUCACGAAGUGGAGAAUUCUCCGCUUUAGCAAGAUCUAGUAGUACACAAAACGUUGCCAGUGAAACUGAUAUUUCGACAAAAACCUCAAAACUUGCUACGAGAUAUCAUACUCUAAACAAUCUUGUUAGUGAAACUAUAUCGAAAUACGAGGUGUUUGUGUCUGAACAUAAAGAAUUCGAAAAUGAAUACAAUGACAUGGAAAGUUGGCUCAUGGGUAUGCUUGGUGAGCUACAGGAUCUUAAUGAAAUUGUUGGUGAUUACGCUGUUCUACAAGAAAAACAGAACAAAGCGAAAGAACUAUAUGAAACAAGAAAUAAGAAAACACCAGCUUUCGAAGAGUUUUUAGGCUUAGGAGAGAAGCUUUACACUCAUACUAGCCCAGAUGGCCGGGAAGUCAUUCGACAAAAGAUUCGUAAAAUCAGAACUCUGUGGGAUAGUUUUGGCGAUAGCUUCCAAGAAACAGUCAAUAAAUUAGACCAAUGCCUGUUACAAUUUUCCGAUUUCUCGCUUGCACAGGAACAACUCACAAAGUGGCUUAAAGAUGUUGAAAAAUCAAUGCAGCGUCAUACAGAGUUAAAGGCAUCGCUGGAAGAGAAAAAGGCGCAAUUGCAAAAUCAUAAAAUAAUGCACCAGGAAAUUAUGUCUCAUCAACAACUGGUCGAGUCUGUUUGUGACAAAGCGCAACAAUUAGUCGAUCAGACACAUGAUGUAUCACUCAAUGUAUACUUGCAGUCCAUUAAACAAUUAUUCCAAAACAUUGUUACAAAAUCUCAAAAUCUCCAAGACAAUUUGGAAGAUUGUGUCAAGCGACAUGAAGACUUAGUACGUUUGAUUCAGCAAUAUAAGGAAUGGUUUGGAUCGCAAUCAGAAAAGUUACUUGACAUUGAAAACGCAGCUGGAGAGAAGCCAGAGAUUAUACGAAAAUUACAGUCAGCCGUUGCUUUGAAAGACAUUGAGAAAGUAGGUUCUAAAAAGCUUGAUGAAAUACGAACUAUUUUCUCUUCUGUUAGCAAGAGCACGUCAGAACCUGGCAACGCAGCUAUAAAAGCUGAAAUCGAUAACUUACAUGACCAGCUUCGCAAUGCGGUUGAAGGCAUUGUUUCUUCGGAACAGAAGUUGAAACAUACCUUAGAAAUUUGGAAUAAGUUUGAUUCGUCCAUUGAAUCUAUUACAGAAUGGCUUAAAGACAAAGAAUCUAAGUGCCGCGAUCAAAGUUUAUGUUCAACUCUACAAGAAAAAGAAGCUCAGCUCCAGCGAUACGUAGAUCUUCGCAACAGUAUUAACUCUAAAGAAAAGGAGAUUGAUGCAUUUGUAGACGACUCGCACAGUUUGAUACAAUUAAGUGGCGUCGAACGUCUUAAACCUUUGGUCACACAAGUAAGCAGCCGUUAUCAGCAACUGCACGUUAUUUCUAAAGAAAUUGUCAAUCACUGGAGUGAAUUAGUAGCAGAUCAUAAGAAGUAUGUGCAACUGCAUAAUGAAUUUGACAGUUGGCUUAGACCGUUAGAGGAACAAGUUUCUCAAAUGGUAGCUAAAGAAGAUAAGCUAACUAUUGAAAGUAGGGGUAAUAAACUACAAAAAUUCUUGAUGGAAAGAGACAACGGAGAACAUAAAAUUGGUAUCCUUAAUAGUGCUGGCGACAAGGUACUGCCAGAAACUGCUGCGAAUGGUAGAGAGAACAUUCGAGUUGAGAUCAGAACACUUAGAGAACGAUGGGACAAGCUAAACGAUGCAAUUCUCCAGCAACAGAAGGAAUAUGAGUCGCAAACACUACAAUGGUCAAGUUAUCAAGAUGUACUACAGCAGACAUUAUCUUGGCUCGAUGAAAAAGAAAAAAUCGUUGAUGCAGAAGAAAAAGCUGUGCUCAAUUCCGCUCAGGAAAUAAAAUCAAAGCUUCUGAAAAAUAAGACAUUGCUUCAAGAAAUUUACUCUCACAAAAGAGUAAUUGAGACAGUUACAGAAAAAGCUAAAAGUGUGGCUGCUUCUUUGCAUUCCGGGAAAGGUGAAAAUGAUGAAAUGGCUAAAAUAAUAAAAUCUGUGUGGGAUCGCUACAAUGCCUUGACGAGCAGACUAUCAGGAAUUAUUGAUAAACAUGAAAGCAAUUUCGAAAUAUACCAACAGUUUACGGAUCAGCAAAAGUCACUACAAGACUAUCAAAAACAUCUGUGGGAUCGUCUGCAUCUGCUGUCAGAUUUCACUGGAAACAAAGCAUCUUUACAAAGUAAAUUAACCAAAAUACAAGAACUACUAGACGCUAUUCCAACUGGCAACAAUAAAUUGAAAAUACUGCAAGACUUGAUUGAAAACAAUGGUGCCAAAUUAUCGCCAAGAGGAAAAGAAGGAAUGUCCAGGGAAUUGGCAUUACUUAGAGCUGACUUAGAGAAGUUCACGGCUACUGUUCACGACGUGAAGCGAGGCAUAGAAGAUAAGAUUCAGCAAUGGGUUGAUUUUGACAGUGCCAAUGAUCGCCUUCAACACUGGUUGAGCGACACAGAAAUGAAUCUCAAGACAUACUCACCAAAGGCAACAUUAGAAGAGAAAGUAGACCAGCUCAAUAAAUAUCAGGACUUAUGUAAAGCGAUUGAUAAUCAUGAAACUGAUUUGAGCGCAGUCGCUUCGUUGGGUGAAGCGUUGGACCAAGCCAUUUUAGCAAAUCUAAAGAAAACAGAAAACGAUGUUGACAAACUGUCUGACGAGUUUAGUGAUUUAAUAGAAAACUGCAAUGAUACAAGAAUCACAAUGAACUUGCAACAAAUGACAUCACGGUUCCAAUCGGUGCAAUCAACCGCUAAAGAAUUGGUUAAGAAAUGUGAACAAGCCGUUAACGACCAUAAUGCUUACCAAGAGAAGUACAAUCAAUGCACGGAUUGGAUAAAAACGGCUCAACAUUUGUUUGAAGAGUGUAACAAAAAUCUAUCGAAUACUCCUGAAGGUAUCAAAGCUAAACGUGAAAGCCUUAACGACUUAUUGAGCCAACGGCGCAAUGCUACUCUACUAGUCAAUAACACCUUUGAAUUAGGAGAGAAACUGUAUCCUUCCACUUCACCAGAGGGCAAAGAAUUAAUAGAGCAACAACUUCAAGACAUCCAACAAGCUAUUGAUAAUUUAUAUGACAGCAUCACAAAGGCGGAGCGCGACUUAGAUUCUGAGUUAAAUAAGUGGUCCUCGUUUGAAGACAACUUAAAAACUGUGCAACAAUGGCUCAGUGGCGCUGAGAAAAAUCUACCAAAAGAAAUUGAGCUCAAAGCUACAUUAGACGAGAAAAGGAAUCAACUUAACGUAUACAGGGCAUGUCUUCAAGAUGCUAUCGCACAUCAGCAAGAUAUUGCAAACUUAGAAGCGAGGGCUCAGAGUCUCCCCGACGUAACUAAAGACAUUACUAAGGAAAUAACUACUCUUCAACAGCGGCAUAACGGUAUUCUUGCCAGAGCAAAGUCGUUUGUCGAGCAAUAUGAAGCUAUUGUAAACAAUCACCAGCAAUAUACAAAAGCUGUUAUGGAUUUACAAGAAUGGGUAGAAGCCACACACAACACUGUUCAACUUUGGGGUGAUGUCAAUCUUGAACGCGUUGCUUUGAGCAGCAAUUGCGAGAAGCUCAAAUCUUUACAGCAUACUUUACCUGAAGAGAAAAACCGUAUAGAUAAAAUACGAAGCCUAGGUGAAAAAGUUUUGCCUGGAACUAUAAGUCAUGGCCAGGCAAAUAUAAGAAAUCAAAUUGAUGCUUCUCACCAAGAAUGGGAAGGUCUUGUGUCUUUCAUUUCAAAAACAAUAGAAGCGUUGGAGAAUAAGAUACAACAGUGGAAUGAAUAUGAAAACAUGAAAGACCAGUGCUUGGCCUGGAUAAGAAAUACAGAUACGCAAAUUCACGCUGUAGAUCUCAAGGCGACAUUAGCCGAAAAACAAGACCAAUUCAAAAAAUUCCAAGAGUUGCAAGGAGAGGUAAGAGCUAAAGAACUAGAAAUUGAUAAUAUCACAGAAAAAGCACAAAACCUUUAUACUGGUGUACUAGGUCCUCGAGGUUCACAAAUAUCGGAUUUAUCUGUGAAAUAUCAAGCGUUAUCUCAGAAGGUGAAAGAUUUGACAAAUAGAUGGCAACAAUACGUCAAGACUCACCAAGAAUUUACCAGCAACGUUACUGAAUGUUCGCAGUGGAUCGAAGAAUUAAGAGACAAGCUGGACUUUUGUGCUGAUUUGAGCUCUUGCUCUCAGGAUGAUUUAGAAACUAAGUUAGUAUUAAUACAAAACCUUCUACUUGCUAAGGACGAAGGAUUUACUAAAGUUCAGUCCCUGGUUGAACUUGCUCAAAAUGUUAUGGCGAACACAGCACCUUCUGGGCACGAUGCUAUCAACAAUUCUCUCGUCGCUUUGCAAGAACAAUGGUCAGCUCUUUUGUCCAGAAUGAUUGAGACUAAGAAUCUACUCGACGACUCGGUCACAAAGUGGGCUGGAUUCUUAGAACAAAUACAACUCAUAGAAAAAAGCAACACAUGGAUGGAGAACAUGCUGACAGAGUUAACACCAUAUGAAUCUUCAAUGUCCGAUAAGAGAAAUCAACUUGAAAAACUUAAAGAAGUUGAAGAAAAGGCAAGGUGUGAUCGUCUUGAAGUGGACACUUUGAAAGCAAAGGCAGCCGAAAUGUUGGCCAGUGGUCAGCAAAAUCAAGUAGCAUCUAAAGCACAAGAGACGCUUAAUAAGUUUGAUACUUUGUAUGAUAAAAUCAAGAAACUGCUAGCAGAUAGAGAAGAACACUAUAAAGAUCAUAGGCUGUAUAAGGAAGCCCAUGACGAAUUGAUCCAGUGGCUAAGUAGAGCAAGAGAAAAGGUUCCAUCCUUGAAGUCUAAACCCUUAAGUGAUAAAUUAGCGAUUGAGAAUUCCGUUGCCCCGUUGGAUGCUCUAAUUAAUAAACAAGCCCAAGGGGAGCUGCUGUUAGAACACUUACAACACACAGGCGAAGUAUUAUUAGCAAGCACUUCUCCUGAAGGACAAACGGUGAUCAAAAAUGAAAUGAAAGCAUUAAAAGAAAGCUUCGAUGACUUAUUCAACGAAAUUAAGCGACAAAAGGGUCAACUGGAAGAAACUGUUAAUCAGUGGCGCGAAUACAAAGACGAGUAUGAGAGAUUGUCUGAUUGGUUGCAGCAGAAGGAAAUCCACAUCAAGAACCACAAACUUGCUCUGCUAGGUACAGCCAAAGAAAAGGGUGCUCAAGUGAAUGAAGUCAAAGCAAUUGUGGAUCAGCUGAACAAGGGAAAAGCUGACAUCGAUAAAUUUAAUGCAUCUGCUGCUGGCUUACUGUCCUCGCAUUUAGAUACUUAUGUUAAUAAUCAAUUGAGACAUCUUAACUCGAGAUACCAAGUAUUAGUGAACAUGGCAAAUGAUGUACUCAAGAAAGUUGAAACGAACUAUGAUCAACAUCAAAAUUAUGACGAUAAUUAUGUUAAGACCAAAAAAUGGAUUGAUGAUGCUUGGGAGAUCACACGAAGCGGUAGUGACACUGGUAGCAAUAGCAGUAAAGACGCUCUACAAAAACGUUUAGAACAAAUCGAAGAUCUCUUAAAACGAAGAGAAGAAGGCCAGAAUUUAGUACAUGCAACAGUAAACAGCGGAGAAAAAGUUUUACGUAACACAAGAUCCGAUGGUAAAGACAAAAUCAAUACACAACUAAAAGAACUUCAAAAUGAAUGGGACCGUCUUGUUAAGAAAAUGACUACAGCUAAAGUUCACCUCGAGACUGCAAUGCUUCAAUGGGCUGACUACAGUUCCAGCUAUUCUCAACUGCAGCAAUGGAUUUCCGACAGGGAAGCUAAAUUACAAGAAGUGUGUGAACAAAAAGUCGCUAAGUCCAAGAAAGGCCAAGAUCGUCUUGCAGGUCUUACAGCUGGACUUAGUAUUGGUGAAAGAAAAGCCACGCUUCGUCAAACAAACAAUAUUGUUCAAGAUAUCGUUUCGUUUGAACCCAUGAUUCAGUCCGUAACUUCUAAGGCUUCGGAACUUAUGCAACAGGCUCCUGCGUCUGAAAUAACCAGCAAGUAUGAAACGCUUACCAAACAAGCUAAAGAUUUGUAUGAAAAACAGAAAGAAACUGUUGAACAACAUCAAGCUUUCAUCGAUGCUGGUACGGACUUUGUCCAAUGGAUUAGAGCUGCCAAGGAGAGAUUAGGAAAGUGUUCCGAUGCUACCGGAGACAAGGAAUCAUUAAGCAGUAAGAUAUCUCAACUCAAAGUAUUGGAAAGCGAACUGCCUGAAGGCCAAGCAAAACUUCAGAAAGCUUUAGAGCAGGGAGAGAUUUCUUGUGGGUUAGCCGACGAUGAAGAUAGAGAGGAAAUAGAAGAAGAAGUGGCGCUUAUGCAGGAAGAAUACGAUACAUACGUGGAACAGCUAAACAACACCAAAGCAUUAAUAGAAGGAGGUAUUGUAAAAUGGACAGAAUACGAAGAGCAGUACAAGGAAGCCUUAGACUGGUUGUCAAAGACUGAGAAAUUAGUGCAAUCGUUCAAUAAACUGCAGAACAGCCUGGAGCAGAAGAAAGUUGUUCUUGAAGAGUUCCAGGGUCACCUUCAAACACUAUUCGACUGGCAAAUUGAGUUGGACAAGCUAAACGUGCGUGCUCAAACCUUACUAGAGACGUGCUCAGACACAAGGGUCUCGAAUGGCAUUACACAGCUUACCACCAAGUACAACGCCUUGCUGUCACUUGCAAAGGAAGUGAUGAAGCGACUUGAAGUGCACUACCAGGAACAUCAACAACAUAAUGCUCUUUAUGGUGAAUGCCAAGACUGGCUGGACAGAACCAGAGAAAAACUAAACCAAUGCGCUGAAAUACCGCACACGUUGAGUGAGGUCAACAGCAAACUUAACACUGUAAAACUUUUACGCCAGUCUCUGGAACAGGGUCAAAACAAGUUGAGGUACCUUCUUGAGUUGAAAGAGAAAGUCAUGAUGAACACUGAACAGGCAGGUGCAGCUAAGAUUCAAGAAGAUACUGACAAUUUGAAACAAGAAUUUGAUAAACUUAUCAACGAUCUUCAAGAUGUCAGGAACAAGUUGACAAGCAGAGCUGCGCAAUUUGAUGAUAUAUCGAAGAUUCACAAGUUGCUAGUGGAAUGGUUAGACGACAUUGACCAAAAAAUACAAUCGGAUGAUUCCCUUCUCAAUGAUUUGUCUGAAAAGAAAGCAAAAUUAGAGAAAUUUAAGACUUUCAAUCGAGAUAUAGAAUCUCAUAGCGAUCUGGUGAAGAGGUUGAAAGAAAAGCUGCGAGAAGAUGCGUCACUGAAAUCUAAAGAAAUCGAUGAUACUUUAAAGCGUUAUGAAGAUAUCAAGAAAACAGUUAACGAUAUGAUUUCUAAAUUGGAUGACUAUGUCAACUCCCACAUUCAAUACAAAGAAUCGUACGACAACUUCUACGAUUGGAUACGUAACUGCAAAAUGGAAAUUCAGCAAUGUUCAGAUUCUCACGGAGAAAAGGAAGAAGUACAGAAGAAACUCCAAAACGUUAACAAAAUCAUCGAAUCCUUGCCUAAAGGGGAAGCCCUGCUCAAGAAAGCAGUCGAACUUAGUGAUGCUGUAUUGAAAACUACUGGAAACGAGGGCAAAGAUAACAUCAAUCAGGAAAUUAAACAAUUAAAGAUCGAAUGGGAGAACUUACAGCAGAUUUGCAAAGACACCAAGAAGUUGCUUGAAAAAUGCCUAUCUGCGUGGUCAGAUUACUUGGAGACUUUCGAUAAGAUGAGCAAAUGGGUGAAAGAUUUCGAUAAUAAACUUAAAUCAGUCCAAAAGAUUGACAAGAUCACACCUGAACAUCUUGAUAAGUGCCGAGAACUCCUAGCAGAAGCAUUAGGACAUAAACAUGUUCUGGAAGAACUCAACGAUAGGUGUGAAAAUCUCAUGGAGCUUAGCGCAUGUGCUUGGGUUCGCGACAAGACCGUAAACUUACAGACUGAGUACACAACUCUGUUGACCAAAAUACAAAGUCUGGUAUCAAACGGCGAGAAGAACUUAUCAGAUCAUACAGAAUUCAUUAAAGCUAAAGAUGAGUUGCAGCAAUGGUUGGAAACUGCAAUGGAACCUGUGCAUGAUUCUAUUGGCGUUGGUGACAUAGAUACCACGAAAGACAAAUUGGAAACUGUCAAACUUGUAAACAAUCGUAUGACCGAAGGACACCAUCUCCUUGUCGUAUUACAAGAAGCAUUCAAGAAAGCGCUUAACAAUACUCCACCUGAAGAACAAGAUGGUCUCCGCAAUGACGUGAAAGUCCUGCAAGAGAGCUGGGAUCAAUUAAAGAUAGACCUUAACUCUAUCACGGCUCAGCUUAAGGCUGCAAUUGGCAAAUGGGAGGACUUCGAGGAAUCCAAAAACAAAAUGAAUCAAUGGAUUAAUGAAACCCAACAAAACUUGGAUAAAGUCCCGCCAACAGGUGGUGAGCUUGGUGAAAUGAAGACUUUGCUAGAGAAAUAUAAGCACAUCGAGGAUGAAAUCAAUAACAAGAAGCCUGAACUUGAAAGAUUAAAGGGUGAAGCAGCUGAGCUCAGCAGUUGGGCUAAGAAACCUGCAGCUAAAGAAUCCGUCACUGAGCUAGAGAAAAAGUGCAACGCUCUGAAAGCUAAAUGUGCAGCACGCAAGGCUGAUUUAGAAUCUGAAAUUAAGGACUAUAAUCAGUAUCACCAAUCACUGCAGGACACUGAAAAAUGGCUGCUGCAAAUUUCGUUCCAACUCAUGGCACACAACUCCUUAUACAUCGCAAACCGGGAACAAACAGAGGAACAGCUAGCCCAGCAUGCUGUAUUGUUAGACGACAUCCAAAAAUAUCGUACGACGCUAGACGAUUUAGAAGGCAAAGGACGAGCUCAAAUCGAGCGUUACGAAGCUAGCACCCCUAACAUUCGCGAUACUGUCGGAAAACAGUUGAAAAAUGUAAAUGAUAGUCAUAAAUCACUGUUAGCGACCGCUUUGCAGAUCGAACGUCGUCUUAGAGAAGGUCUCGCUAAAUUCAAAGAAUACGAAGACACUCUUGAAAGUAUUCUGAAUAAUUUGGACGAGUGUGAACCAGCCAUCACAGAAUUAGACGUACCUGUCGACGGAUUGUCCCACGGUCGUGACCUGCUCGACAAAGCUAGGGCUCUACACAACCGCCUCCAAACGGAGAAGAGCCGUUUGUCGGCGGCCGUCGCGGCAUGCUCGGCGGCGGCGGCGUCCGUCUCCCGGCCGUCGUCGCCCGCCGACUCGGCGCCGCUGCCCAUCCCGCCGCGCGAGCUGCACGUGCGCGCGAGACUCGAGGACCUCAUCGACCAGACUCAUGUUGCCGAUCUGUCCACUCCGAAUCGUAUCGAUGCAUUACUUAAGAAUGUAGAAGAACCGGAGUUCGCCGAAAAACUUGUGGCUUUCGAACAAAAGGUACAAAGCCACCUCGAGACGUUGGGCGAUGCCGUCCAAGGCAUGGAAGAAGCCAUGAAGCAGGUUGUCGAAAUCCAGGAUUGGAUCAACCUCCACAAGGCGCUGGCCCGUGAUUGGCUCGCCAACCCGUCCAAGCUCCGCCCCGAAGCUGCCAAACAGGACAUGGCGGCGAUGAACGAUGCCCUGGCGUCCUUGAGCGAGAAGAGGAACAGACUGCUCACUGAAAUACCAACUGAAGGUUUAGAAGAUGAAAUCAAUCUUGAAGAAGAACUAGAUGAACUAGAAGAUGCGAUUCUUAAAGCCAUUUCAAGGGAAAAGGGCAAUCAGGGCAUUAUCGACGAUUAUCGCAACAAAUGCCAAGAAAUCCACGAUUGGUUCGACUCAGUGCUUAAGAAGAUGUGCUUAGCAGACAAAGGUUCCGGCCUCCCCUGUCCUCAGAAGCUGAGCGCUUUGAAGGAGCUCGCAGCUGAGUUUGAAAAAUCAGGAAAGGAAAAGGUUGAUGGCAUUAAAGCAGUCGGUUCACAAGUGAUCAACAUUGUUAGUAACCUGGAAAGCCAACAAGUUGAGGAACAGAUGAAGUCUGUUGAAAGAAGAUACAAUGAUAUUGCUAAACGCAUUCAACGUAAGCUACAAAUGCUCGAAAUUACCCACAAGGCUAUUGACGGCACUAAGAAUGAAGUCAACGCUCAGAAUGAUUGGAUGCAAAAAGAAAUCGACAAUAUGUUGCAUCCAGAACCAUUGGGAUAUGAAAGUAAAUCUGUCAAAGAGAGACAAAAGAAGGUUGCUAAUUUAUUAAAAGAGGCCGACGGUAAAAAGACAAUAAUUGAUUCUUUAGAAAAGAAGGUAAGCAAUAUUCAGUCAGAUCUGGAACCUUCCGAACAGACUCAACUAGAAUCAGAAUUGGCGGAACUAUCGUCCAAGCAGAAGCAAUUAGCAACACUUAUCAAACAAGAAAUAGAAAGGCUAGGCCCAUGCCACGAAGACAGAAGAAAACUUGAAAAUGAUGUAGAGAAAGCUAAAAAUUGGCUAAAGGCUAAACUUGCAGAGAUCAAGAAACUCGGUGGGCCAGUACCACUUGAAACAUCUAAGGUAGAAAAAGAGAUUGCUAUUCAUAAAAAACAUCAAAGUGAAUUGUCUGACUUCAACAAUGACACACUGAGUGAAGUAAUACGUCAAGGCAAUGCCGUAUCCAAAGACUGUUCACCCGAAGAUCGAACUAAAUUGCAAGCAAUUUUAGAUGACUUGAAUAAAUCAUACACAUCUGCUAAGGUAGAUAUUGACGAUAAAUUAGCAGCACUAAACAAACUUAUGCAAGGUAGAAAUGACUUCGAAUCUGAAUUAGCUAAAUGUCAAAGCUGGCUCAAUGAGGCAGAAGUAGCAGCAACGCCUGAACUUAGAACAUCAAGCCUACAAUUAUUAGAAGAACAGUUAGCAAAGUUUGAAAAACUCAGUAAAGAAGCAGAAGAUGUUGAAAAGAACAUUGGAAAGAUCAAAGAUAAAUCGAAAGAUAUUUUGGAUACUCUAUCAGACUCUAAUAAGUUACAACUAAAAGAACAAGUAAACGUGCUGUCGGAUAGAUUUGCAAGAAUUAAUGCUAUAAUUAAUGAUAAAAAGAAUAUUCUACACAAACACAUUAAAGAUUACAAAGACAUUGCCGCAAAAAUUGCUGCAGCUCUAGAAUUCUUGGCUGAAAUUCAGAAUAAACUUAAAGCCUUAAACAAACCAAUUGGAAGCAAAGUCGAAGAUGUUCAGCCAAUUAUCCAGGCUUAUGAGUCAAUCUUGGGUGAUCUCAAAAAGAAUAAGGCGAUGUUGAAUGAGUUACAAGGUGGUAAUCUACAUGACCUGCAAGACAUUUUAACUCAACAAGAUGAUUUGAUGGGCACUAUUGAAGAUCAAAUAUCAAAACUUAAAGUACUCUUACUGUUACGAGAACAAUUCUUUGCCCUUAUCAAAGAAAUCAAUGAAUUUAUUGCCAAGUACACUGAUCUCACAUCUGAAAUCGAGAAAUCUAAUGAUUCGUUGGAAGACAAGAUCAAACGAUAUGACGAUAUUAUUGUUAAAAUUCAAGGAUGUGAGGCUUUGUUAGCCACAGCGACUGAUAAAGGUCAACAAAUCGCUGCUGAGGGCACCGUUAUUGAUAGAAAUAAUAUUACAGAACUCUUACAGUCACUCAAACAACAGUUGCUGACUUUGAGAAGGAAUGUAGAAUCCAAGCGACAAGAACAUGAAAGAGCAGCUGCAGAACACAAGAAACUGGCCUCAGAUCUAAAUGAUAUCCUAGAGUGGCUUCACGAAAACGAAGCCGCUGUGCAUUCACGACCUCUACUUAACAGAGACGUAGCCAGCGUAGACAAGAAACUUGCAGAACAUGUUAAUCUAGCAAAGAGUAUUCAAAGUCAUCUGGACAAACUAAGUAAAAUUACUGACGUCAUCAAAAACGACGAUGGAGUCCCGGGUUCGUUAUUAGAUAUGGUAUCAGAAGCAAACUCUUUGAAAACAUCUUUGCCUGCCGAGUUGGCCAACCGUGAGAAAUACCUUCAAGACAAUAAGAAAUAUAGGCAACAAUACUUACAAUUGGUCGAGAAAUUAAACAUCUGGAUAAACGAAGCUGCUAUUCGUCUAGAUAUGGGCAAAAACGGCACUGAUUUUGAAAAUAUCGAAUCAGAUUUAGAAGAACACAAGUCAUUCUUUAACGCUUCAGAACCGGAAAUGAAAGAUUUAAUAGGAAAACGUAUGCAAGACAUUGUCGACAAAAUCUGGCCGUCGUUGGCGGCGACGGAACAAGAAGAGCUAUCUAAAGAACACCAAAAACACAAUCAACUAUUAAAGAACACUUUGAACUCCGCUAAAAGCCGACAGGCUCAGUUGGAACAGGACUUGGAGAUUUGGAAAGACUUCUGUCAGUUGGUGGAUAAGAUCAAGGCAAUGUUGGAUAAGAACGAUAUUAAGGACGAAGCGGUGACAACGGUGGACGCGCUGCGACUACAUCUUGAAAAGUUGAAUCAUGCCAGGAAUGAUCUUGAGAACCAGCAGCCGCUCUUGGACGUGGUCCGAGAGCGAGCGCGCGAGCUCUGCUCCGGCGCGGACGCGGCCAGCGGCGAGCGCGUCGAACAGCGCACGCGCGAGCUCGCCGACCGCUGGAACGUCUCCUGUGAAGGCCUCGCGAAGCGCGCUGCGACAGCCGAGAACCAGCUCCAAGCGCUGGACCCAACUCCUGGAAGUGCAGCGGAGCCUGGCCGCCAGCGUCACCGCGGCGUCCGACCGGCUGCGCCAGCUCGACCUCAGCCCCAGCACGAGGCGCAAGGCGGUGGACACGAGACAUGCGUUGCAGGAGCUGCAAAGCGAAGUGGCAGGCCUCGAGGACACGCGGGACGAGCUGCUGGAACACGCGGACUUCGUUGUGGCGCUGCUGACGCCUCACUCCAAGGAAGCGGCCGAGGACACCGACAGAUCUAUCAAGGAGCUCGUGGAAACUUAAACACUCGCUGCACCAGAAAACUUGCUCUGAUGUCACCGGCAAACAUUGAAGCGUGGAAUAUAAAAUUAGAUGCGUUGUGCGAAUCUAUCGAAAACGGUUCAUUGAGCGACGAGCGGGCGAGGCGAGCGGGCGCCGCGAGCGGCCGGCAACGAACGACGAGAUUGCGACAGACUCUAGCGGCGAAGCUCGCCGAAAUCGACGAAGUAGUGUCCGAAUUCGACCGCGUGUCUGAGAAGAUAGACGCCUUCCGACAGCGAAUAGAAGUGUGCAUCGCGAAGGUUAAGACUUUCUACGCAUUCGGAGAAGACGACGAGAGCGGGCUUCGCGCUCUGAUCAAGAAAGUCUCCGACCUCGCGGAGGCCACGAAGAAGUUUACGGACGAGAGCAGAAAGCGCUACGGCGGCUCCGCUCCUGCGGACGUUUCGCAGGAGCUGUCCUCUCUCGAGCUGUCCGCGGAGGCGCUGACUGCGGCCAUGGAGGAGAAGGAGCGGGAGUGGAAGCGCGCGCGCACGGCGCGCUCCGAGUACACGUCGGACGUCGAGGACGUCCAGGCCUGGGUCCGCGCCGCGGAGCUGACGGCUCGCGACCGCGCGCUACCGCCCGAGCCCUACCGCGAGCGCCUGGUGGCCACUCGCGCCGAAGUGCCAAGCGUCACAGACCGCAUGGAGCGGCUGACGCGCAACGCGCGCGCUAUCGUAGAGGGCUCACGCGACGCCGCCGAGCGGCAGCUCGUGUCGUCGACGGUGAGCGCGCUGGCCGAGCAGCUGGCGGCGGUGACCAGCGAGCUGGAGGCGCGGCAGGCGGCGGUCGAGGACGCUUGCGACGCGGUGGCCCGCGUGCUGGCGCUGCUCGAGCGCGUCCUGCUUUGGGUCGAGACGCAGCGCGCCUUCCUCGCGCGCCCGCUGCCCCUCGCUGACCUCGCUGAGGCUCUACAAAAACAGACUGAAUAUGGAAACGCACUCAAGAGUUGUAAACAGCAAACAAAGAAUUUAGCGGAUAUGACCAAGGAAAUAGAAGCCAUUGAACGCAUCACGAGCUCAGGAGAUUUGCCCGGUAGACUCGAGGCGGCCGAAAAUGCAACCAUAGACGUUGAAAAGAGAUUAGCAAAGACCAAUGGUUUAUUACAAGAACUUGCGGAAGAAUGGGAAAGAUGCGAAAAGAAACUUAAGGAUGUCGGCCACUGGUUGGAAGCUACGACGCGAGCGCUCGAAGCGCCUCAGAAUGCUAAGAAACCUCUGAGAGACCGACUGGCACUCAGAGAAAAACUUAUAAACGACAUCUCCACACAGAAAACGAAGAUUUCGUACGCCGUUGAGAAACUCAAUGUACACUUCGGGCCGGACGGCGUGGCGGCGCAGUCGGCGGGCCCGGAAGGCGUGACGGAGGCGGCGCGCGCGCUCAACAGCUCCCUGGACGCGCUGGGCGCCACCACCGGCUCACAGGCGACGGCGCUGUCCGCUGCGCUGCAGCAGGUGGAGGCGUACUGCGCCGACGUGGCGCGGCUGCGCGCGCAGCUGCUCGACGCCGAGCACCAGCUGCGGCACGCGGCGCAGCCCAACUACAGCCCGCGCGACCCCGACCGCGCGCAGAGACAACAACAGGAGGUCACCCGGCGUAUCGAUGAGCUGACUCGGGCCAUCUACGGCCUGGACCCGUACUUCGUGAUGCCGGUGGCGACGCCCUCGGACGAGGCGGCGCGCACGCUGGCCGCGCUCGUGGCCACCGCCGACAGCGCCCGCGCGCGGCGUGCGCGCUCGCCCGACCGCCGCGCCCGCGCCCGCGCCCUCGCCGUGCCCGAGCCGCCGCGCGGCCGCAGCCCUGCCUGGGUGCUCGGAGGGACCACCUACGCUGAGAUAGUCCGCGGACAGGGCUCCAGGUCCAGCUCCAUCAGCUCACAGAGACACCCGAGCACCCAGAGCCAUUAUGAGAUCCUUAACGUCGAACAAUCCCGCAUCGGUUCCUCCGCAUCUCACGGCGACUACAGUGAAAUAAGUGCACCGUGUGAACAUACAGAAUAUGAUAGUGCUAGGUCCAGUGAGACCCGCGUGUUUGAAAGUGAAAGUGAACCUGUUAGGGUAGAAAUUUGUCAGGACGAAUUUGUACCAUAUACUGAAGGGGACUUUCAUGGAACCAAACCUAUGGACUAUAAGAUUCAGGAACCCGUUCAUGUGACACGGGAUGUUGAAACCGUGGAGGACCUCCCGGUUACAUCUUUAGAAAUAGUUCAGCCUGACUAUCAGGAAAAAGACCGCAGUCCUGACUGUCGAAGUCGAUCUCAGGAUUUAUCUUAUGCAGAAAUUCUAGCACUAGGAUUACGUAGACAACCUAAAACUCAAACAAUUGUAUCUCUUCCAAAACCACAGGUGGCACAAGUUGAUAUGACAACAGAAGAAAUAAAAGAGAUGGAAACUCAAAUAAUCAAAAAAGACCGUACUGAUCACUUGAAGGUGAAACCAGAGAAACCAGAGCGAUCGCAACGUAGCCGCUCCAGGGACAUGCCGAGACAAAGGCGAGCUCCCGAAAAAAGGCAGGCUAAGUCUCACGAAGCUCAAACACAGAAAAAGAAAAAAUCUAGUAAAAAAGUACUAGAAGUUGAUGACUUUGAUGACGUUGAUGACGAAGACAUGGCAACUUCUGCUGAAAUUAAAGUAGAAAAACCAGAGACCUUAAGAAAAGAGGUUACUAAAAAAGUACAACACAGUUCUACUGUCGUGGAAACGGUUACUGAAAUUGUUUCAACAGAAGCUGUGCAAGAAGAUUCUCUUGAUGUUGAGCAUAAGCAAACAAAAAAGAAGAAAUUAAAGAAACACAAAGUUAAUGAGGACGAAAUUGAAAAAGCGCUUAAGGAAAUCGAAAGUCUUGACAAACACAAGAAAAAGAAAAUCAAAGAUAGUCAUGAAAAGACUGAACCUGAAUUUGAAAAUCAAUUAAACAAGGGUAAGACUAUUGAAAUCCAACUUUUACCACAAGAGGGUGCAGAAAAGUCUAAGUCUAAGAAAAAUAAACACAGAGUUAUGGUCACAGAUUUUAUAACUAUAGAAUCAGAGAUUAAAGAGCCAGAAACGACAGAACCAAAGCCAGUAAUCCAACAUAAAAAAAUAACUGAAAAUCUAGGAAAGAGUCAAAUAGUUUGCAAUGCCUUAGACGACGCUAGCCAGCAAAUGAUGACGGAAUCAGAAAACAAACGAUCCAAAAAUAAAAAGAAGAAACCCAAACAGGAAAACCACGACAUACAAUCCCAGUUGGUUCGUAAUGACUCACAAUCUGAAGAUAAUAAAAAUAUUACUGGACUUGUAUCUCAGGAUGUUCAAUUCGAUACUGGAAAUUCUAACGAAAGUGUUUUUAAUGUCAAUGAGCCAACUAAAAAGUUAUCUAAAAUAUCUAGUAACAUGGAAAUUACAACCGAAACAGCAACAACUUGUGAGUUUGUAGAUAGUGCAGAAUUAAAAGAUAAAGAUGUUGAAUACUCUUCCUUUGACAAAACGGAAGGAGAUAAAUCUGAAACUACUAAAACAAAUGUUGCUAAUGUGGGAAUCCCCAAAGAAAAAUCUAAGAAAAAGAAAGAAAAGAAAGGUAAAACUCAAUAUCAAGGUCUAAACUUUAUAGAAACUAAAUCUGAUGUAGAAACACUUGUUGAAACAUCUAUUCAAGAUAACUCCCAAAAAGUGUCAAACAUCCCUACCCAAAAAGAUGAUCAGUCCCAAAUUCAGGCAUUAGAAAUACAACAAAUAAACAAAGAAAAAGGUAAAAAAGAAGUAGUGAGUUUAAACCGGGAAAGUCUAGAAACGGUUGUCAAGGAACCUACUCAUAUUCAGCAAGAUGAUCUAGAACCAAAUACCACAUUAACUAAAUCUUCUAAGGGUAAAUCCAAGUCUAAAGAGACAAAACAAUUCGGUAAUGAUGCAGGUGAAACUGACCAAUAUAUGGAGAAACGAACCUCACCAGAUAAAAAUAUCAGCUCAGAUAAUAAAGGCAAGUCAAAGAGUAAAAUAUCUAAACAAGAGACAAGCCUGACUGAGACCAAAUUUGUUAUAGAAAAAGAAGAUCUACCUAUUGAAGAAACUGCCGAAGCGCAGUUUAAAGUAGUAAAGAGCCAUAAAAAGAAACCUAAAUCUAAAAAGCCGAAAGUAGUCGACGAUGAAAUAGAAAGAGCCUUAAAAGAAAUUGACGAGUCACAGGUACCAAAGAAAAAAGAAAAGCACGCUGAAAAAAUACCUAAAAAAAAUCAACGUUCUGAAUGUUUAACAGAAUCUUGCAAGACUGAAUGUAAAUUAGAUUCUAUACAUGAAGUAUCGGAAGUAAAAGAAAACCUUAUUACAAUGGAUUGGAAUACACUAAUGGCUGAAGAAAAAUCAGUUCCCCUAGACAUUAGUAAACAACCGGAAAUAUUAGACACAACUCAACAGGUAGCAACUGAAGUGACGAUACUUGAGUCUAACGCCCUGUUGAAGGAAGAUUAUACAAAUGUUUGUAGAGACAACAUACCAGAUGUUUGUUCUGAAAGUACUUCUAUCGGAACGAAGCUAAGCAAGGAUUCAGAUAAUACUAAAGUCGACAUCAAGAAUAAACAACAAGAAAUAUCACCAAGUCCUGCCAGUGAACAAAAUAAUAACGAUAAAAAUUUCAAUACAGAAUCCCUUAAAGAUACUGUAAUAAUUGAAGAAACUACUAUAGAACCAGUAAUUGAAGAUUUGAAGACUAGAACGAUUUACCUUAUAACACAUGAAGAAAAGAAACUGCCUCCCAUCAGGACAGUCAAAGUGUUUAGCAGUAAAAGCAAUUCUUUAGAAGAAUCAGAAAAUAUUGAAGAGUCAAUUGCUGAUGUAGUGACUAAUACAACUUCAAUUGAAUUAACUAGCAGUUGUGAUAAUACCACGACUGAGGAAAAGACAGCCAACAAAGAACAAUUAGAAGAGCAAGAUGUCCAUCGCGUAACGCAAAACAGAACAGAGCCAGCAACAGUAGAAAAUACUGAUAUGCACACUAUUCCUAAAGAGAUUGACAAUACUUUUGUAAAAACAUUUGCAGAGACUGACUCUUCUGUUUUCGAUAAUAGUAACAAAAGUUUAAAUAUUUUAAAAGAUAACGUUCAUAAACUCGAUCUAGAAGAAACUGAUCAAUCCCUAUCUCGGGAACAUGGAUUAGAAGCAAAUAAUAUGUCAACAACAGAUGUCACAACUGUUUCUGAAUAUCAAACUAACAUCGAAUGCGCGGAAACCAAUAUUACCGAAUACAAAGAGAUUCAUAAAGCUGAAACUAUAGAAACGGGACACGAGAUAACCGUUUCUGAAGUAUCAGUUGAAGAUCAAAAUACAAAUGAAGUAGAAGAAGCCAUAUUUGGUUCGGUAAAAGACCGCAACAAAAAGGUUAAAAAAGAAUCUCAAAACUCUUCAAUUCCUUAUGAGGAACUUGAAGAGAUAAAAACCUACUCAUUAGAGUUAGAUUUUGAUCAGAUAGAUUAUAAUUAUUAUCAGUACGUACUUAAAACACGGGACAGUAGUGAAAAAUUGGCUGAAGUUAAUAUCGUAACUUCACCGGAAGUAAUUAAGGACGUAGCUCAUGAAGGUUCACGAAAAUUAUCUGAAACUACUGAUAUUUACUCAAAAGAUCUCCCUAGAGCUUUACUCAUGGAAGAGGUUCCCAAGUAUAGUUAUUAUGAGAUCAAUGCCGCCGAAGCUUUGCUUGCAUCCCUCCCAACUGAAACAACUUUGCAAACUGUGCAAUCUAAAGAAAAAAAAUCCGCGAUUCAACCGGAAAAUAACGUUUUACGUAUGAAUACUCUUGAGUACCUUAGGCACGAAGUGCAUCUGCAAAGUUAUCACGAACUUGUGGAUGCAGAAACUAUAUAUGCUAUGACUAAAGAUAGUCGUCAAUCUCCGGCUAAGCAGGUAACCUUUGAAGAAUUAUCUCAUGUUGAGUCUUUCGAAAAAUUCCAGUUGCCAGAAGCCCAAUCUGCAAACGCACCAAAUAAAGAAGAGGCAAAAGAACUACCGAAUAGCGAUAAAUUAAAGCAAAACUACCAUGACAUUAAAGAUGCUGAAUAUUUAUUAGCAAUUACAAAGACUGUUGAAGAUAAGCGACAAGUUGUUCCUAGUCAUGUAGAAUCUACCAUCAUACAUGAGAAAACGAAAUCAUCAACAAGUAAAGAAGAACUCACUGCAACAUCUUCAGGAGUAGACAAAUCUAUUGAUGCUACAUUAUCGGAAACAAGUUCAGAUCAUAUUCAAACUGUGCUUGUGACCAAUGGGUUAAAAGAAGGAGCCACUGUGACAAACAGUCAAAUAAAUGUUAAUAAAUUACGUAUCCAUGAACUGCCUAGGUUUAAUUAUCAAGACAUUUGUGACGCAGAACAAUUAUAUGCGACUGUAACAACAAACCGUUGUCAUGAAGAAAUAACUGAACCAGACUUGAUUCAAUCGCAGGAGCACAUUUCCGUUAAGAUACAACCGGAUGAAACAAGCCCCAAAACAAAACAAAAAGAAAUUAAAGCCGAUCAAAACAUAAACGAAGUAACCAACUUGAUAGACGACGCAAUAGAAAAUUCUGCCAAAGUUACGGAACAUAGACCUGCAGGUAGUUUGGGUUUGGUUUUAGAAUCAUUGCGAUAUAGUUAUCAUGAAAUUCAAGAUGCAGAACAGAAAUUGGCAGUUAUUAACUCUGACAAGGAAAAUAAAACCUUAGCGCAAAGCAUGGAAGAUGAUAGUAGUAUGCCAAGUAUUCAAGCUGAAAAAAUAAAUAAACCAGAUCUUUUUGAAUCCGAGUCAAAUGUUGCCGAACCUCAGAGUUCUACGUCUACCAAAUCAGAUCCUACCGAGUCUUCAAUUUCAAAUAAAGGUAUACCAACUGAUUAUGAAGAAAAGGAAUAUGUAAUCCCUGAAAAGGAACUAAGGAAUACCUUAGUCUCUAUGAUAUUUAAGGACAAAGCGUUUAUUGAAAAUUCUAUAAAAGCCUCGGAGGCCCUGAAAAUUGAUGACAAUGAAAAAAGUUUACCCUCCAAUGAAGGUAUUUCUCACAUAAUAGCAGAACGUGACAGUGGUGUUACUAUAUCAACCAACACGAUUGAAAAAGACGAAUGUCGCGUUGCGGACGAGAUUAUAGAUGAUGAAUCAGAUUUUGUCAUAAUAGGCACCAAGGAUUUGAUUCAAGAAAAAUCUUUAGAUUCUAAUAUUAAUAUAAUUCAUACUAUUGAGGAACCGGAGCAUACAGGUCUUUGUCAAGACCUAGACGAAAAACCAUUGUUGGAACAUAUAACUCCUGUAAUCGACGGAGGUAAUCUGGAUCAAGAAAGCACUCCAGCAUCUACGUUACACGAUUCUCGUGAGUUUAUUCAACGCGAAUUACAGUCGGCCUUUGAUGUUGUAACUGAAAAAUGUACUAAAGCUGAUACGCAAUCUGUUACGGACGAAAAUGUUCUCAAAUCUAAAGAGUUAGAAACUUCUAUUCAAUUAGGACUAAAUAUUGUAUCAACUAAGGGAAAUGACAUUAAAGCUGAAGAUUUCGUUAAUGUAACACAAUCUGAAACAGCUAAUGAACAAAUAGUUUUACCCUGUCCAGAUUCCGUAAUUAGAACUGAAGUGAAAUCUCCCAUUCAUAGCUUGAAAGAUUUACUCCCUUCUAUAGAUUCCAUUCCCGAAUUCAAACCUUCUUAUCCAGUAGUAUUUUCAAACUUAUCAGCUGAUGCUCCUGAGUUUACUCCGUCUUACAUGUAUAAAUCUGUAGAAUCAUCGUCAGAAAUGAAAGUUCCUUUUGAUGAUCAUCAAAAACAAUUUCCGGAAUUGCAUGGAACUAAAGAUAUUUCAUUUACUACUGAAAUAGACACUGAAGUUAAAACUUCUUAUUCAACUAUUUUGCAAACUAAAAAGGAAAAAGAGUCUCCGCCUAGAAGGGACAUUUCAGACUUGGCUGACAAACCACCCACAGAAACUCCGAAUGAAACUGAUAAAAUAAAGGAAGAAGGUACCCAAGGUACAUCUAAACGACAGAAAAAGAAGAAAAAGAAGGAAGACAAGCGAGAAAAUGUAGUCGAACAACCGACGCAUUCUACAGAAGUCACCGCUGCUGAACCAAAAACUAACGCUAUUGAGCCGAUAAAUGUUUGGGCUAAAUGCAAUGAGGAUGGGAAGUCAUAUGCUGAAGUAGUAGCAGAAGGGUUACAUGAAAAUAUUGAUAUUUCUUUGAGUAAACAAGAGGCGCAGCUUAUAUACGAUUCCAAUACGAAGUAUGACGUGAAAUCCGGGCCACAAGAGGAAAUUGAAAUUACACAGGAACCGCAAAAUAUUGACUCUAAUGAAAAUUCUUGGGCAAAAAUAGUUGCAAUCCAUCAUACGUCUCCUGACAGAGCCGAAGAAGUACCACGCAAAGAAACAUCAAAAGAAAUUCAUAUACACAGACCACCUCUUAUAUUAGUUGACGAAAGUAGUUCCGAAAAUAAAUCCGAAGUACUUGUUGAUACUGAAGGUUUUAUCGUCGUUGAAAAAAGGAGCCGCUCUAGGUCUAGAUCAAGGGAUAACAGGUCUCGAUCAAAAUCAAACGUUACACAUUCGAAUGAAAAACGAGAAACCUCUGAAAAUCGGUUCCAAGCCCUACCCAUUCCUAAACCAAUAGAAUCAGAAGUUAGUAGUCCUAAUGAAGAAGAAAAUGCGAUUGUGGAGAGGGAUGAAGAAAAUAAAACAUUGACGAAGAUUGAAAAACCAAAGAAAAAUAGAUGUCGGUCAGGAAAGUCUAAAGAAAAAGAUAUCAAUGUACCAGAAUUACCAGAAACGAUUCUCACUCAUAAAGAAGAGGAACUACCAAAGAAAGACAAAAAGAAAAAAACAAAUAAAUCCAAGGAAACUGUAAAAUCAGACGAAAUAACUAAACCUAAAGAAGAAGUGAAUGUAACGCUCGUAGAAGGUAAAAAUAAAACAGAAGUAAAAUCAUCUCAAUUGGAAGAAUUUGAAGAAAAAAAGAAAAACAAGAAAAAGAAAAAAGAUAAACGCUCUUCGCCUCUUACAGAAAGUAUUACUCCUUUGGAGGAAUUAAAGGUUGAUGAAAACCCAAAGCAAGAUGAAGAUAAGUUAGUUACUCAAACUUCGGUAUCCAGUCCCGAAUCUAUUCAUACUCCUAUUAAAGAGAGAUUUUAUAAUGAAGCUCAAUACUGGAAAAUAGAUCCAAGCGGUAUAGAGGAAGUUCUAACAGUAGAACUUAGUCCCGCAAAAGAAAUAAUGACUAUAACUACUGAAACUAAAUCUGAAACUGACAAUACACUAAAAUAUAACACUGAACAUACACUAAUAAGCACAGAAAUUAAUAGAUCCGAGGUAAAAUUAACGGAAGAGUUAUCACUUGAAAGUAAAAUGGCGGAUUUGCAAAGAGAAAUUGAAGAAAUGCUAGAACCAGAAGAUUCUUCUUUAGUGAGCGAUGACACGCCGAAAGAAUUAAUGAGCUCUGCAAGUUCAGUUUCUCAUAAUGAUGUUAUAGAUAAUAUUACACCUUUAUUAGCGUCUCCUGAAUCUGAGACUGAGAUUGCUAUUACUGAAGACUAUUCACCCACAACUGACAAAGGUACAAAAUCUAAAGAAGUUACAACUGGUGACAAGCAUAUAAGCGUCAGCAUGAUCGAUGCACUGUUAGAAGACGAACCAGCAGUUAUAGAACAUCCACAAGAGGAGAUGAAAACUAUUUGUAGUACAUUUAUUGAACAUAUCAACAAGAAGGAAAAAGUAGGCGAAGAAAAACUUGAAAAUAAAACUGUAGAGCAAACUGUUCAAGAUGUCAAUGUCAAUAAUAGCGUAUCGGCUGAUAUUUCUGAAAAACCGUUAGAUGUAGAUAACAGCAGAACAAUAACAGACCUUUCUAACACUGCUCAUGAAGUCAUUACUAAUUUAUCUAAUAUAAAAGUAGACAAUUUCUGGGUAGAUAAAUCUGCUAUAGAUGAUGCUGAACACCUCCUUGUCAAACGAAAGCAAAUUGUAACUCCAGAAACUGUCUCACUUGAUAACAUUAGACGCGAUAGCCUAGAAGAAAACAUCCUUAUUGAUAAUUCAUUCUGGAUCGAAAAACCUAUGUACCAUGACGCGGAAUGCCAAUAUUUUCUAUCAAUUGCUAAGAAAACGAAAACUCCUCCUAUUUCCAAGGUAGAAAUACAAGCAAAUGACCAAAACGAUAAAGAUAAGGAUCCUAGUGGCAGCUCGGGCCACACGUCCGACGCGGACGAGACUAAAGACCCGUGUGGUUCACCUUUUGAUUCGAAUUAUAUUUCAAUGGAUCUACCCGGUGGAAUAUGCAGUUGGAAAGACCAAAGUUCAUACUUGAGUGUAGAAACGCCAACUGACUCUCUUAUUAGCGAUGACCGCAUAGGCGACAUCCGAGAGGAUAUACUAACAGCCCUACCCUUAGAACCAGUUCCUCUCCUACCCUCACAGGAGCCGGCGGCAGAGGCAACCCGGAGGAUACCCAAGGUGACUGAAGUGCAGUCGUAUUGUACAAUUUUGCAAUUUCUUUAUGUUUGGCAUGAUAUUUAUACUAAAUUUUUAAUUUCACUGAUCACACGUAUCGUAAAUUGCCACCGUCAGCCAUCGCCGGUCGAUGACUUAUCUAAUGAUAUUGAAAGUCUACUAGAAGAAGUAAAGAAUGUACAAGCCCGCCUCUCGGAUCUGCCCGAUGAAAGUCUCGGAGCCAUGGAGGAAGGUCUGAGGGAGGGCAUUUCCAUUCUCAACAAGUGUGAUGAGGCGGCGGAACUGCUGGAGAGUAAAAUGAUGGAGUAUCGCCAAGAGGCAGAAAUCCAAAAUCUGAGCCGCGAAGUGGUAGUCAUCAGGGCCAGGAUAUCCAAAUUACUGCUGCAGGCGAGGCAAGGACUUGAUAUCAUCAAGGUAAGAAAGGACGCUAAAGUAGAGGUAGCCCGUCAAGCCAAGGAUAUGGAAGACCAGAAAUUAAAAAUUGCCCAACUGGACAAAUGGCUUGAAAGCAUAGACUAUGAACUGAAGGAGUCUACUAAGCAGUCCGAAAUCCUAACUGAAGAAGAUAUUAUAAGAUAUAUCGAAAUCUAUGAGAAAUACAUUAGGGAAUAUGAAGAGUACGAAGUUAUAUUAAAGUCUAUUACUAAUGUCGAUAAAUCUAGUCAAUCAUUGAAUGAAAAGCUUAAAGCAACGCAGCAAUCUUUAGUGGAAACGAAGAAUCUAGUCAUAGUAGAGAUAGAACGGUUGAGACAGGUAUUACUACAGAUGAGAUCUGUGGCUGAAGUUAUUGAAGAGGAUAUAUCUCAGACAGAUAGAACGAUUGACUCAACGUCUAUGCCCGAAGAAAUUGUUUCUCCUCGGGAAGCUGAUAUUGUAAAACAAGAAGACUUGACUGUAAAAGAAAUAUCAAGUGAAAAAGAAUCUAUUGUUAGUAAAGAGAAACCAGAGGAUAAAAUUUGUAGUGAAAAGAGAUCUAGUGAGACAAAAACGAAUACAAAGAAGUCUACCAAAAAAGGAGAUCAAGAUAAAAUCGUCGUGACAGAAGAGAAACCAACUUACACGAUUGAGACCCAAACGGGACAAAGUCUCAGAUCGGAAUCCCCGCAUGUUACAGAUAAAUCCGUCAUGUGUGAACCAGAAAAGAAAACGACACAGGAUGCUUCCAUUACCUGUGCCCCACCAAUGGACGUUGAAAUCCAAACUAGUGAGCCAAUCUCAGAUAAUAGAGAAAUCCUAGAGAAUAUUCAAGUUAGGCAAACUGUUACUGGUGGCCAUGAAAUAUUUGAAAUCGCUACUCGCCCUAUUGCCAGAAACCAGCAAAUUGAUGAGCAAUCAUUGCUUGUUGACGCUAAUUACAAAGAUGAUAGUCAAGGUAAAGAUUCUCGUCUAAAUAUAACACAUAGCUUACCUCAGUCAUUUGAAACUGUUAUGGUCGAACCUGACGAAACUACGACUGAAGUAGUUGUAGACGCAGAUGGUACUAAGAGAAUUAUUGUGAAAAAAGUAAGAAAAACUUUAGUCACUCGCCAACAAUUGGUUCACAGCCACCGUGAAACCACACAAAUGAUCUCAGAUGGCACCCAAGAGCAGUCGUUUUCCCAAAUAAUUUUGAAAGAAGAUAAAGGGUCGAGUUCGACAAUGCUAGGAGAUGGUGGCGUUCAAAGGGUGGAAUACCAAACGUUUGGUGGUCAAGUUGUAUCAGGAUUACCUGGAGGUGAAGUAACCAUACAAGAAUUUUCCUCAAGGCCUGGUGUUGUUGUUAAAUUAGAAGAAGGCUUAAACCCUGAAGAAAUCUUACAGUUGGCUGAAACUGAAGGCCAACAACAAAUCCAAACUUCAUCCUCUAGCGUUACUGCUGUCGUACAGCAAGUAACUAAACGAAUAGUAAAAACAAAGCGGCGUAUAAUACGCAGAGUCGUUAUCAUUGACGGCAAAGAACAUGUGACAGAAGAAGUGAUAGAGGAGCCUGAUAAUAUUGAAGUAUAUGAAGAGCAAAUACCAAGGGUCUCAAUAAGCGUCAAAGAUCAAGGUGGUGUGCAGUUUGAGGAAAUUAAUGACGAUGAUGAUGAUCAUAGAGACGACGAGGGACCUCUACCAAAUAUGAGUCAAUACCCGAAAAGUACUGGGGAAACAACACAUAAGGUUGGAGAUAAACCUGACGAUAAAAGACAAGACAAACCGGAUGCUGGUAAUAAACCUCUAAAAGCCGAUAGUCCUGAAACCAAACAAGGAAUAGAUAUACGUGAACUGUCCAGCGAUUUUAUUCAAAAGGAAAGCCAAUCACAGUCACAGCACACUGAGUCGCGCUCAAUUAGCAAACAUUCAGAAAUGAAAGAAACGUCUCCUGUGCAAACAAUAUUGACAACUCAUGAAAAUGUCCCUAAAGAGACAAGACAAGACCAAGAAUUGUUGUGUCACACUCAAGAACCCAACCAAACGCCUGCUACGCAUGUGGGUGAGAUCAGUGCAGCAAAAUCGGAUGAUUGUAUAUCGAUAUAUCAACCGAAAGAUAAAUCACCGGAUGAUGAUAAAUCUCAUAAAGGCGAAGAUCAUAAAAGUAAAGAAGAUGUAAGUGAGUUGUCUAAAGACUUCAUCCAAAUGGAAAGUCAACGAUGUUCACAAUAUGCAGAAUCUAGUACAACUACCAAACAGUCACAAAUAAGAGAAACCUCCCCAGUAGAGACAGUAAUAAUUUCUGAAACGCAGGAAAAUAUACCUGAAGUCGAAGAAGUUCAAGAAUCAUAUCACGUUCAAGAACCACAAGAUCUUCAGUCAACCUUUGUAAGCGAAGGUUAUCAGCAAUCAACUUUACAGACGGCGUCAUCAAAUAUUUCUACGGUUGUUCAAAAAGUAACAAGAAAAAUAACUAGAACUCGAAGAAGAAUCAUUAAACAUAUACAAAUAAUCGAUGGCAAGGAGCACGUCACUGAAGAAAUUAUUGACGAACCUGACGAUGUUGAGAUCAUUGAAGAAGAACCCAAGGUUUCUACGCAUACAAUUCAAGAAAAAGGUGUCAAAACAAAACGCAUUAAAAUAAUUCGCCAGGUACAGAUAAUUGAUGGAAAGGAGCAUGUUUCCGAACAGAUUGUCGAAGAACCUGAUGAUGAAUUCAUUCCAGAAACAACUGUUAGCACUGAAAUAGAUGUUAAUAUUGACAAAAAGCCAGGGUUUGUUACCAAAGAAAGCGUUGAAAUCCAUGCACAAGGAUUACUUACACCCGCAACUACAGAAUUACAUGCAUCUCUCGUAGACGUGACAAAUAAUUCAAUAACUAGUGAUCAAACUAAAGAAGUUGAUUCAUCUAAAGCAAUAGGAAAUGAUCCUGUUGAUGUCAAGGAUCAAGUAAAGGAGGUAGCAAACAUUGAACCAAUCGCUGACCAAGCUAAAGAAACUACAAAGGAAUUAUCCAGCCCUCUGCCAAGUCCUUCCAGGAAAUCGAAAUCAGCGUCCCCAAGCAAGCGAGUGACAUUUGUUGACAAAUUGAUUGAAAAGUCGAAAACUGAAGAGACAACUAAAGAUCAGGAAAUAAAGCGGGAUACAUUGGAAAAAUCAUUGCAGCCGACCCGGAUAGUUUCAGAUUCAACCUCAGAUAUGCAAAUUACUGAAUCAGAAACUGCUAGUUCUUUUAUAGAACGAAAUCAACCACCAGUUGAUAUUCCUUCAUUACAUGAAAAGAGAGUUGAAUCACCGAAAACACAUCAAAAGCCUAAUACAGAAACUGAUAUAAGUAUUCCAGCUCCAGACACAGAAAUAAUUGUACACGGACAAAAAACCGAAUCAAUAAUAUCAAACAUUGAUUCUAAAGUAGGUGUCACUGUAGACUUUAUUACAAACGAAAAAGCGCACGCUUUACACCCCGAGACAAAUCAAGAUACUGAAAAAAUAACAUCGGUUACAUCUGAAAUAUCAAGUGUCUCCGUUAAAACUGACUCUUCUCACAAAAUCGAAACACGCAAUACUCUGAAAUUCAGUCGACAAUUGAACCCUCUCAAACCUCAAGAAACUGACAAAUCAAAACCAGAUACUGGUGUACCCGUAUCGCCUAAGCAGUCAGCAAAAGAAGAUGAUAUAAUACAUUCUUCUCCAGUAGAUAAGGAAAAAGAUAAAUUGCGUACCCUUGAAAUCACUGCUAUAUCCAGUUCACGUACGGAGGAUGUUGCUUCAGUAGAAGGUAAUGUAUCUGAAUCACUUAAAUUAGAUAUGACAAUUGUAGAACGGUCUGUCGUGCAUGACCGUAUUGAUUCUCAGGCAGUGGAUGACGCAGAAAAACCUCCAACACCGGAAAAACAACAAAGAGUUGAAACAGACAUUAGCACAGAGUCACCAAGUGACAUUAUUGAUGUCACUGAUAAUAUUAGAAACACAGAAGUACAAGUACCUAAGAAGCGUGGAAAGAAGGCAAAAAAUAAAGGCUGGUCUGUUGAAAAACAAUCUGUAGAGGAUAAAUUACAAGAACCGGUUCUAUCUGUGACUGAGCCUAAACUAGAUGAAAUUGAAAGUAAUAUUGUGGCUGCAAAAGAUUCUCUCGCACAAUCGCAUAAAAAAGAUGUGGAUGUAAAAUUAUCUGCUGAACAGCAUAAAGAUCUUGAUACAAAAUAUGACAUUAAUCUACUCCUUGACGCAGAACGUGCAGACUCUCAUUUGAGACAACGCCCAACCCCUGUUGUUCAGGCGAAACCUUUACAGACUGUGGAUAUAACAAUGUCAAUUUCCAAAACUGAUGUUGCAAAAAAAGACGAUCCCAAAGUACACCUUGACAUGAAAGUUGAAAACUUUGAAACCGAACAAUCGACAAUUGUUAAAAAAGAUAUUGAUGUAAAUUUACCCAGUGAAGUCAAGAUAGUAGAAGAUCACCCUCAAACCGGACCGAAGACGCCUGAAAUAAGUGCCGAAAUCAAAGUCGAGGAAACAAUUCAAACAUCAAGCGGAACACCAGAUCCAUCUAAAGAUCACAGAAAAAGUAAAAAGAAAAAGAAACAUAAACCUACGCCAGAUGCAAGCCUAGAAGAAUCCACCAAAUCCGAGUUUCCUGUAGAAAUACCUGAAGAUAAGAGCGUUAUGGAUACUGACAGCUCAUCUCUUAGUCAUUACAUCGAAUUACCAACUUCGCCGACUUUAGAUUCACCUAAACCUACCGAAGAUAUAUUAGAACCAAAAGUAGAAUCAUUAGAACCAGAUUCGUUUGCUGAAUCUGAAAGGACUGCUGAAGAGAAGGGUUACGAGGCAGAAGAAAUGUCUCAGGGACCAACACCGGUACCUAAAAAGAGGCAAAAGAAACGGAAGGCCCAUGGCGCUAGUCAAGACACAACGUACCCUAAAGAAACUACUGCAGAGUCUGAUGACACAUCCUUAUCAAGUCCAAUUGAAAUUGCAGAGCCUGUGCAAGAAAAGAAAGGAAAGAAAAAGAAAGGAAAGAAAGAGCCACCUGCUGAUCCAGAAGAGGUAGAAGGAGCAGAAUCUGUUCAACCGGUAGAGCAUACGCCUCAAAGUCCCAAAACGGGCAAUGAGAACAUAGCGUCUCCUAACGAGGAAUCUUACCAUACAAUGAGUGAGAUUUCUGACAUAAGCACUGUAAAAAUAAUUGAGGAAUGUGUUCAAAGUAGCCCUGAAUCUUUACAUAAGGAAGUUACUACUACUGUAACUUAUCCCGUACCUGUGAUUGAAGAAAUUCCAACACAAGAAUACUCUGUUCAAACAUCUCCGGAAUUAUCGGAAUCCAUCAAAGAUGACAAAGAAGAAUCAAAGCCAGAAACAGUGGCCAUUGAGUUACAGACAUCUCCUACAUCUGUUAUUGAAACGGUAGUACAAACUAGUCCUAGAGAUGAAAAAGAUAUUGACACUCAGACUAUUGAAAAUAUCAUAACAGUAGCUGAAAAAGUACCAGUUAUGGAUACAGAAAUUCAAACUAGUAGAACAGAAACACCACAAAAGAUGGAUCAGAUUGAAGUGACAACUCAAGUUAUUGCACACGAUAUAGUUACUCCCGAAGAAAAGUACUCUCAAACUUCAUCACCUAUUGAGCUGACACCAGUUAAACUCGAAACAGCAGAAGUUGUAACUGAAUCCAAAGAAAUUCAAACAUCUCCCACACCGACCAUACAAAAAUAUGAAAAAAGUACCGGAGUUUCCAUAGAAACAGUUGAAACUGAUAUCCAAACUUCACAAGAUAUUAUCGACCAGGAAACGUGCACGACGCCAGUACCUGAAAAAGAAGUAAUAGAGAUGAGCAUACAGACACCCGAAUUACCAGUGGUUAGUGCAUCAACUCAAUCAGAUUAUGUUGAACCUGAAAGGAAAGUAACGACUGAGGUAUCGUCACCAGCACCUCCUAAACCAGAAGUUUUUGAUGCAAGUCAACAGACGUCUCCGAGAACACCAGAAGAGCCCGUAAUUGGAACCACGGUAGAAAAGGAACCCGAAACUGUUUCUAUAUUACCGAUAGAGAAAGAAGUUACUACAGUCGAUAGUACUCAACAAACAACGCCUAGAGACACAGCACUUGAUGUUCCAAGAACUAGACCAGUCGAUUCAGAACUAUCGAAAAUAAAGGCGGUGACUAUUGACAGCACUCAACAGACAUCUCCCAGAGUUUAUUCGGAAGAUUCAUUAUCUACAUCGACCGAAGAACCUUAUGAAAUACACUUACGAGCACAAAUAACAAUCCCAGAAGCAACCAAUGAUUUCCUGGACAACGAACGACAAAUGGAAGCUCCACUAGGCAACGAACGACAAAUGGAAGCUCCACAGUCUAUUCUCGGGGACAGACAAAAACCGAGGAAGAGGAAAAAUAAGCGGAAAAUGGAAUCACCUAUAGCUCAGACACCUGAAAGCCUCUCCGAUCCUAUAACAACAGAAUUACUUAUGUCCGCAACGCCUACUAGCGAAGACUACACAAGUAAAGACACGUCUUCGAUAGAUGAGGGUAUUUCUCAGUUAGCUAGCCCUAUGUCACCAGACCACCAGGAGUUUGGUAAUCAACACAAAUUAACUUACUCUGACGUCGUCCAGCGAUCAAAGUCUAAGUCUCCCUCUCCCACUAAAUCAAUUCACUUUCCUCGAAAACCUGAGAAAGCAAGACUGCUUGAUGCUUUAGAGAAACGAACACAAGCUCUGAUUGAGUCUCCAAGAAAAGUACCCGACGAUUCAAUGGCUAUUGUUGUUCUGGAUCAGUCAGUAGAGAAAUCAUAUGAUUCAGUUGUCAACAAAGAACUUCAAGAUCUCAAGAACGCAAUUGAUACUAAUGACCAGACAAGGAUUGAGAGGAGCGUUGUGGUAAUCAUUGAAACUAUAUCAGUUUGGUUGGAAGAAAUACAGUACAAAAUUCAAACCGAAACGAUUACCAAUGGAGAGUCCGUUAAUGAAGCGCAACGAUUAAAAUCCUUACAAGGGUACAUUCAAAAUCUAAAAGAAAUUAUAGAAAUUACAGAAGUUAAUGAAGAAAUCGUAACUCUUAUUGAAAUGCUAACUAGGCAAGCGAAUGCGGUCAAUGACCUAAACUGUCAAAGUUCGACAACAGUAAAAGAAGUUGAAAAAGACUGGGUGAAAUUCUUGGACGAUACUGAUAAACUAUACCAGUCUGUCAACAAGGUAAAAUCUAAGCUUGACGAUAUAAUUUUAUCUGAUAUUCCAACACAACAGAAAUUAGAUAAAUUGGAUAAAUUAGAGAACGAAAAUGUAACAAAUUCUGAUUCAGUCACUAAAAUGUUCCAUCGGUAUCGAUUAUUAGUAGAAAACAACAUAAAGCGGGAAUGUCCAACUACGCUGUACGCUUGCGAUGAUGAUACUAAACAGGUGGAAAAUUCUAUCAAUACCGAAAGGGAUCGUUUGCUCCAGUUAUCAGCGUUAGCCGAGGAAUAUGAGCAAACAUUACAAGAUUUUGGACAAAUAACCGAUGUAGCAGAAGCUCUGUUAGAUGGGAAAAUAAUUGUAUCUGAUUUAGAUCAUUUACAUGAAGAAAUUCAAAAACAUAGAAAGUUCUUCGUCAAUCUGAGCCACUGCAGAGCCAUCCUUGAAUCAUUGGAAGAUAAUUUGGAUGGUGAAACUAGAUCCAAGUAUUCAUCUUUACAUAAUUCUCUACACGAUCGUGCUACAGUUAUAAUUGACAGAGCAGCCGGUCGCGCUCAACAAAUGACUUUGGCAGCAUCUCGGUGGACCACGUUAGAACAAGGCAUGAGGGAAGAACAACAGUGGUUGAGAGUAGCGCAUCAGAGGAUACCUGACCUCACUAACGUGACAUCUAUCGACCACGAACAAUAUAUAAACUUAUACCAAUCCGUCAGCUUGGAUGUCUCACAUCAUCACGCUAAAAUCCUACGCCUAUUGUCGGUCACUGAUGGAUUACAAAACCUGAUUGUCUGUUCUGGGUUAGAAACUGAAUGUUCAAUAGCCCUUGAUACGUUGCUCAAGCUACAGGAAGAUGUGGAUUCUAGACUCAUACGACUGACAGCCUUUAAAGAAAACUGGAUGACUUAUGACUUCAUUGUAGAGAGAAUUGAAAACUGGAUGAAGAUAGCUCAUAUGGAGCUUGAACACAUUACUCCUGAAAAUAUUACAACAACUGGAAACUUGCGUCGGUUUUGGGAACUCAAGGCCCAACACGAAGUUCACAACAAUCUUAAAAACGAGUCAGGCGUCCAAUUCGAAAAAGCAUUAGAGAUUUUACCAAUUUCUGAUGAAAUGGUUCAGCGUCAAUUCUUUUCAAAAAUAGAAGACGAAUGGCGGGAAAUCGCCGUCAGGAUCGAUGGUUUACAUUCUUCCGCCAUUCAAAGCAUUUCUGACCGCGACGUGUCCACUAGCGAGAAACUCAAUAUUUUGGAAGAUGAAAUUCGAGAACUACGUGCGUCGCUCGAUAGCUUGAAGACAGUUAUAAGAAGCGAAGAUGAAUUAAACCUUUACAUCGAAAGACUUCAAGUAAUGACGGGUCGGGUAGACAGGAUACAGAACGAACUCAGCCGACUGAGCUUGCUACCUACUGCGGAGUCUGAUCGUUUGGGGGCCCUGUUGUCCCAGUCGCGCAACUUAGAUGACCAGAUCGCCGAAGAGCUGGAGCGUAGCAUGCUCUUGAAAGAGAAGAUAGUGCAGGUUCAAGCCGGAAUAACUCGUUGCCAGAAGAAUCAACGUCGCGGACGCCUCACGCUUGAGGAGUGUGCAGCCGCGGAGCGCCUCGGCAGCGACGUGGUAGAACGAGCAUCCGAAACAUGCGACAGACUUCUAGACGAUCUUUCGACGCAAUGGAGGGAUAUAAGAGCGCUCAACCAGGCGCUACAUACGUUGCCGACAUGUCUCCGAGUGUCCGUUUCGCUUACGGAUUUGGAAAGAGACAUCACAGGACUUCAGGAAAGCCACGCACAGCUAGAAACCGAAGCGUCGGAGCUGAGCGCGCGGCUGCGGGCCAAGGUCCAGCUGUGGCGGCGGUUCGAGCGGCAGCUGGAGCUGGUGCAGGGCGCCGUGCGCGAGGCCGACUACAUGGCCGAGCUGCUCACCGUGCAGGGCCAGGUCGACUACGACCGCCUGCUCAAGGCCACCGAGAAACUCGAGACGCUGAGCGAGUCGUUGACCCGUCGAUCGGGCGAGCUGGUGGGCGAGCUGCGCGCGUCAGCGGCGCCGCUGGCGGCCAGCACCGAGCCCGCCGUGGCCGCCAAGAUGCAGCGCGAGCUCGACGACGCCGCUGCCGCUUACGACCACACCUGCAGGAACCUGACUCAGCUGUGCGACAAAUACCACAAAGCGGUGGAGUUGUGGAAGCGCUACCGCGACGCCGCCGCCGCCGUGCGCGUCUUCGCUGAACAACAGGAGGGCCGCCUGCACGCGCUGCGGCCCGCAGAAGCACCCACCGUCGCUCAGGCAUGCUUGGAGCAAGAAUCGCGCGUGGCCGAGCUGCGGUCGCUAGCUGCGCGUGUUGCCACCGAGACGGGCAGCCGCGCGCUGCAGGCCGACGCCGACGCCCUGGCGCGCCGCUUGCAGCUCGUCGCCGGCGCCGUGCAGGCCCUGGCAGACCUCGGCGAGGCCCGCCAGCUGGCUCGGGCCAAGGCGCAGCACGUCACGGAACAGUUCAGUGAUAUGAGACAGGACUUGAUGCCUCUGCACGAAGACGGCGAGAUCGUAGAAGACCAACUCAUUGCUCUUCGAGAGAACUUGAUCACGCUAGGAAAGAGCGAAGCGGACAUCGUGCCCGCCAAGGAGCAGCUUCCAGAUAUCGACAGAGACGUCUCAGAAGAGCACUCCAUCGUCAGGAUUUUGGAGCUAUGGCAGGCCAUGUUCAGAGACACCUUCCUACAUUACCACAGAUUGUCUACAGCUCUGGUGAGAUCAGGAGACGCUGCAACCGCUCUGCGGUUAUGGCACGAGUACCUGCAGGAUUUACAAUCAUUCCUGUCAGGGUCUGUACCUGCUGAUUAUGAAAACCUAACUGAACAUCGACGGUUAUGCAGAGUACAUAGAAACCUCCUAGCUUCACAGCGAUCUGUGCUAAUAAAUGAACACAAGGAGACAAAGCACAGGGAUCUGGCGGAGAAGUUUGACACGUUGACGAAUCUUCACAAUGAGACCCUAGCGAGAAUAGUGGAACGCCAUGACGAGGUAUCCACCAGGAUCGCGGCUUGGGAUGACUACAGGGAGAUUUACAUCGAAGUGUUGAGAUGGCUCAAGGAAAUGGAACGUGAAAAAGAAAAGUUGCAACUGAGAUAUGUCCACAUUAAGAGAAUUCAGAAAAUAUUGACUAAAGUUCAAAACUUAUCAGACAAGAUACCCGAAGGUCGCAAACAAGCAGAAAAAUUAUCGAGUAAUCUCAAGAAAAUAUUGGAAUUCACAGAAGAAACAUAUGGAGCUUCCGUAAGGAUGGAGUACGCGGGCAUCGUCAAGCGAGUUGACAACUUGAACGCCAGCUUAGACACGUGGCGAGACUUCCUCACCCGCAUACUCGGUCUUGUCAGCGAAUACGAAAACCUCACUAAUGAUCUUCACAAACUAUACUCAAAGACUCAGGACGAAAUCAUAUCGUACUCAGACGAAGAUAGACUAUCGCGACCACAACUGAAAAAGGCAAUAGAAAAAUAUACGGAAUUAAGGACGAAGGUUGAUAAGACCGAAUCUCAAAUUGAAGCACUCAGUGUCAUUCAAGAACAACUUAAGGAAUGCCUGAGUCCUCAAGAUAUAAGAAUCGUCAACCAACGAGUGUGGCAACUGAGGCAGCAACGAGCGGAUUUGGAACAUCAACUAACGAUUAUUAUACACCGGCUGCAGGAGCGGCUGGAGAUCUACACGAUAUUGAACUCGCGUCUGCUUCGGUUCGCAGAAUGGCUUACCACACUCGAGGCGCGUCUCGAAACCUCUAGUCAGAACAGUGAUUUGGGAGCCCUCGACCCUCAGGACCUUAUUAGAAGAAUAACCUCGGAUGUCGAAGCGGAAACGUCUAUGAAAGAACGCGAAUUUGAAUGGCUCUCCGAAACCGGCAGUGUUCUCGUCGAUCUUUCUAAAAAGGAUGAGAAAGCAUUCAGUAAAACGACAAACAAACAGCUCAGCGAGAUAAACGCUCGUUGGCACAAACUUCAGGAUAGCGGCCGAGCGAGGAUAUCCAAAAUCAGCGAGCUACUCGAGACCAUCACGCAGUUGGAGGAACGUUUGACCACGAUCAGACUAAAGCUGCACACCAUCGAAACUAACUUGACCACCACGGUAAUCAUCCAAGUAUUGACAACGAAAACGGUGGACGAAAAAUUCCAAGAACGCGACGAGAUACACAAAAACAUCGAAACCGUCAGCGGUGAAGUCGGAGAAACUCUCAACCUUUGCGAACUGAUAUUCAAUGACCCCGACGUCCUGCGAGGCAACUUCGACCUCCGCAACUUGCGAACCGGCGUCGACAUAGUCGAAAAGAAAUGGAAGAACAUCUGCGACAUGUCCGAACGGCGCAAAAACACGCUGAAAGAGAUCCGAAAAUCGGCCGAACUCGCCAACUCCCUGCUCGCGAAGGUCGAAAAGAAACUGGACUCGGUCGAGAAGAGAGUCGAGAAAAUCGAGACCAGGAAGCAGAGGGGAGAAGGGGACGACGAGAGCGUAUCGAAGGCGGUGAUCAGAGAUCUGGAAGCGAUGGAGGAGGACGUGAAGAGGCUGGAGGACGCGUACAGUCGGGUGGCGUCGGCGCGGGGGGUGGAGCUGCGGGGAGACGCGGCGGACCUGGCGGCGCGCCUGCGCUCGGCCGUGCGGCGCUGGCAGCAGCUGCGCGGGCGCGUGGACGCGGCCGGCGCCGACGCGCACCGCCAGUUCGUGGCCGCGCACGGCAGCGCCGUCAUCGCGCUCGCCGAGGCCGACGUCCGGCUCACCCGGGCGCUGCAUCUGGCCCCGACGCCGCUUGACAAGGACGCCACUAUGGCGGAACUGAUGGGUGUCGAGCGAGAACUAGAGGAGUGCGCAGCUUUGGUCCAGACAGCGGACCAGCUCGCCGGGAACGUGUCAUCUGUGGCGGGCGUGAGCGACAUGGUGGCGGAGUACCACGCGCUCUACAGCGACGUGCGCCAGCGGCUGGCCGCCGCGCGCGCCGACCUGGUCGGUGACGUCGACUCCGCUGUACAGGUGGAUACCCUUAAAUGGGAGACAGACGCCGCUCUUCAAGUAGACACACUGACAUCUAAAGAAACUUACCGCGCUGAGCUGGCGUCAGCAGUGAAAGAGGCCUCGGACUGUCUGGAGGCUCUCAGAACAGCACUACUGCAACAGCCGAAGGAAGACGCUGGAAGCGAUGAACUUGCGACCGCGGCGAAAGAAAUCGCCAAAGCUGGCGCCAAGCCCAGCCAGAUACUGGAGUUGGCCAAACAUUUGUCCGAACUACUCUUGACGGAAUGCGACGCGACCGAAGAUGAAGCUAUGCUGAAAGAAGUCGAGUCGCUUUCGUUGAGAUAUGAGGAUCUUCUCGCGCAAGCGAAGAAGAGGGAACUCAAAUCAAUAACCUGGUUGCCGCACUCGGCGUCAUACGCGCUCACGUGCGAACAUGAAACCGGGCGUCUGACGUGUCCCCUCUGCUCGGAGCGAAACUGGAAGCAGCUGGACAACGACCUCUGGCGGCUGGAGCAGUGGCUGCAGUUCGCCGAGGCCACGGAGGAAGGCCGCGGCGACCCGCCCGAGCAGUACGACCAGCUGGAGGACGCUAUACAGGACCACCGUGAGUUCCUCUUGGACCUGGACUCGCACAAAUCCAUCGUGGUCUCCCUGAACGUGGUGGGCGCGCACGUGGCGGCGCACGCGUCGGUGGCGGCGGACGCGCAGCGCGUGCGCGCGCGCCUGGCCGCGGCCAACGCGCGCUGGGACCAGACCUGCGCGCGCGGGCGUUGGCAGAAGCGGCUGCAGCGCGCGCUCGUGCACAACCAGCAGUUCCACGACAUCGUUGUAGAGCUAGUGGCGCGACUAGCGGCAGCGGAGCGCGGCGUGCGCGCGCGCGAGCCGCUGCGCCUGUCGCGGCCGGCCGCCGAGCUGCAGCGCGACUUCCGCCGCUUCAGCGAGCUGCGCGACGAGCUCAGCCGCGCCGAGCCGCGCGUGCACGCGCUGCACGACGCCGCGCAGCUGCUGCGCAGCGGCGACGCGCCGCCCAACGCGGACGACAUCUGCAGAAGACUGGGCGAGCUGCGGCUGCGGCUGCAGUCGCUGCGCAAACUGUCGGGCGUGUACGCGCUGAAGCUGGGCGCCGCGCUGGCGCGCCAGCCGCGCGGCACCUCCGCGCUCGCCGCCGCCGUCGCCGCCUCGGCGCCUAUGCUUAUGGAGGAGGAGGAGGAACAAAUCUCUACGCUGGAGCUCCCGCCCCUGGACGAGAAUGAUGUGGUCGUAACUGAAGACGACGAGGAGUUGUCUCGGCUGCAGCGCAGCCUGCGGUUCGUGUGCCGCGUGGCGCGCGCGUCGCUGCCGUUCCAGGCGCUGCUGCUGCUGCUGCUGGGCGCGGCCGCGCUGGCGCCGCACGCGUCGUCCGACUGCCGCGCGCCCGGCCUCGCGCUCGAGCCCGUGCUGCGCUACCCCGACGGCCCGCCGCCGCUCUGAUUGCGAACACGACGAUCACUGUCGAGAGACUAGUCCGUGCCGCCCGGUGGCCUUCUAAAGAAUAACCGGGAGGCCUGGCCGUCCUGUUUCCUUUUAGCCGGCUCGGCUGGCGACUUACGAACGCUUAUGCGGGCCGCGAACUCCUAAAUGGCGGUUUUCGAGUUGGCGACCCGCCUCUAGUUUUCUUAAGUUGGCGGCUGUGAGACGCCGCCGCGCUCUGGCCGGUUUCGCCGGAAACUCGGCGUGAGCGCCCCACAUUCCACUCGGUGCUCCGCCCGCCGCUUGUAAAUACCCUUUUGUAUAUUUGUUAUUUAAAAUUAAAGAAAGACAUCGGCGGGCGGGCGUCCCUGUAAUUAUUUAUAAAUGUAUAUGUAUCAAAGGCGACGGAACCGCUUCGAGCGUUGUUACUUAAAUCACUUUAGUUUGUAAGGACUGUGUACAAUAAAGUCAAAUAAAGCCUUUGCGAUUGAUUA
This is a messenger RNA of Leguminivora glycinivorella, 47231 nucleotides long. RefSeq names its product muscle-specific protein 300 kDa-like (gene Msp300). The record is from RefSeq and is a predicted model, not a curated record. Gene Ontology annotation, biological process: nuclear migration. Gene Ontology annotation, molecular function: actin filament binding. Gene Ontology annotation, cellular component: meiotic nuclear membrane microtubule tethering complex; nuclear outer membrane; cytoplasm. Lineage: Eukaryota; Metazoa; Arthropoda; Insecta; Lepidoptera; Tortricidae.